ACUGCGCCUGCGCAGCAUUGCGGUCCUCACUUCUAUUCCUCCCUCUCUCCCGCCUCCCCCCCUUGGAAACAUCUGGGAAGAGAGGAGCUGAGGGGGGAGAGCGCCCUGUUAUGUGUGUUCCCUCGCCCGAGUGUCAGGCCUUGCUACCCACAAUGCCAUGCGGCCCUGGCCGCUCCGUCAUGGAGGCAGCAGCGGGGGCCCCUGAAGCAGCCGCGUCCGCCGCAGCUGGGCGGCCAGGAGCCUCGGCGGUAGCGCCCCGGAACGCUCCCUCUCGCUGCUGCUGGGCGGCUUGAGCCGUCCUGCCUCACUGGGGCCCCGUCCAGCAUGAGCGGCGACGGCGGCAGCAGCGGCAGCGGCUCCGGCUCCUCUUCGUCCGCUCCUGGCCGCUUCGCCGACUACUUCGUGAUCUGCGGGCUGGACACCGAGACUGGUCUGGAGCCGGACGAGCUCUCGGGUGAGUCAGACGGCAGCCCCGCCAGCCUCCCUCCGAGAGCCCGAGGGCUGCUCUGCCGCCCGGCGUCGACGUGCUCUGCCCUCAGGGGAGGGAGGCGGCGGAGGGGAGAGUAAAUCAGCCCAGCCGGGGCAUCAUCAUCAUCAUUUUAUUUAGGCCGGGAGGGGGGGCGCUUUUGACAGCGGCUUCACUUCAGCCCCUGCCUGGGGCGGGUGAGGGGCGACCCAGUUCGGGGCUGAGGGGUUGCCGUCGGUCCCCUUGGAGAAGCGGCUUCUUUCGCGUCUGCUGAGGCGAAAGGGGCUUCAUGGAUGUCGUCUCCCCUCCUUGCCAGCUCAGGAGGAGCUGCUGUGCCUGGACUACUUGGCAGCGGCGGCGGCGGGUGGAAGCAGCCACUGCUUUGUUUUGGCAGCAACAGGACCCUCAUUCUCUCUCCUCCUCCUCCUCCUCCUCCCUCCUCUCUGCUCCCAGAGCACUUGGCCUUCAUAAUAAGGAGAUGUUGCAUCUUGCUGUCGCUGUGGGAUGCAAAAGCAGUUUUAAGGGUCAUGUGGCAGCGGUUGCCACAGCAGUGGCAUUAAUUUCACUGCAGGGAGGUGAAAUCUAGUGCACUUUAUUUUUGUGUGUUGUUUACACUGUUGUUCCUUUAACCUCUUCCUGAAAUGCUGCCCUGACUUCAGAUUAACAUCCUUCUGCCCACUUAUUCCUGACAGUGGAAACUGGUACUGUAUUUAUUUUUGUAAUCCUGCAAAAUAAAUAAUCGUUUAAAAGAUGUGGUAGGAGGCAAAGGGCUGCUCAUGGAGAUGGAAGAGGAGGCAAAAGAAGACACUCGGCCACAAGAUGAAACCACUGGUAGCAACAAUUUAGGAACCAUAUUUGCAGAAGUAUAAGGAAUGGUUGCAGGUCUAGAACUCUUGCCUUUCAUAGUCUUUUGGCACAACUUAAUAAUUUCCCCAUUCAAAAGCUAUAUAACUGGUAAUUGUUGUUUAGUCGUUUAGUCGUGUCCGACUCUUCGUGACCCCAUGGACCAGAGCACGCCAGGCACUCCUGUCUUCCACUGCCUCCAGCAGUUUGGUCAAACUCAUGUUGGUAACUUUGAGAACACUGUCCAACCAUCUCGUCCUCUGUCGUCCCCUUCUCCUUGUGCCCUCCAUCUUUCCCAACAUCAGGGUCUUUUCCAGUGAGACUUCUCUUCUCAUGAGGUGGCCAAAGUAUUGGAGCCUCAGCUUCAGGAUCUGUCCUUCCAGUGAGCCCUCAGGGCUGAUUUCCUUAGGAAUGGAUAGGUUUGAUCUUCUUGCAGUCCAUGAGACUCUUGAGAGAGUCCCAUAACUGCUCAUACUUCAUGCAUAUAAGGGACGCGGGUGCCUCUGUGGUCUAAAUCACUGAGCCUCUUGGGUUUGCUGAUCAGAAGGUUGGCAGUUCAAAACCGUGUGACGGAGUGAGCUCCUGUUGCUCUGUUCCAGCUUUUGCCAACAUAGCAGUUCGAAAGCAUGCCAGUGCAAGUAGAUAAAUAGGUACUGUUGCGGCGGGAUGGUAAACAGCAUUUAAGUGUGCUUUGGCUUCCAUUAUGGUGUCUUGUUGCGCCAGACUUCAGUUUCAGUGUAUCUGAAGAAGUGUGCAUGUACAUGAAAACUCAUACCAAGAACAAACUUAGUUGGUCUCUAAGGUGCUACUAGACAAUUUUUUAAAUUUUUUAAUAUAUUUUACCAGAUCAGUGUUAACUUUUUCUGUUUUGGCACUGGUAGUAGAUUGGUACAUAUAAACUGCUGUACAGAUCUUAAAGGUAAAGGUACCCCUGCCCGUGCGGGCCAGUCGUGUCCGACUCUGGGGUUGCGCGCCCAUCUCGCUUAAGAGGCUGGGGGCCAGCACUGUCUGAAGACACUUCCGGGUCACGUGGCCAGCGUGACAAGCUGCAUCUGGCGAGCCGGUGCAGCACACGGAAACGCCGUUUACCUUCCCGCUAGUAAGUGGUCCCUAUUUAUCUACUUGCACCUGGGGGUGCUUUCGAACUGCUAGGUUGGCAGGCGCUGGGACCAAGUAACGGGAGCGCACCCCGCCGCGAGGAUUCGAACCACCGACCUGACGAUUGGCAAGUCCUAGGCGCAGAGGUUUUACCCACAGCGCCACCCGCAUCCCUUGUACAGAUCUUAGCAUCUACUUUAAUAAGGUAUGUGUAAUUCCUUGGCGGAUUAAACUAACUGCAUAAUUUGUCUGUAAAAUAAAUGGUUGAAAAUGAAGAAUAUUUGCAUGAUUGGGAGUUUAUGUUUACUUCCUUGUUGUUUUUCCAUAUUGCCUCAUAGACUUUGAGGCAUAGAUUUCAUAUAAAAUGGUGAAGUAUUUUGUACUAAGCUUUCCAUAUAGUGUGCUACUUAGUGUGAACAAAGCUAUGGAAAUACUAAUCUCUGGAUUAUCUGGAAUAAAGUCUGGUGUGAUCUUGUGUUAAGUGAUAUAUAACAUUCCAGUCUAGUAUGCAGACUUAUAUGUCAGGAGAGUCUGUGUAUCCCCAUAUCCAAUUUUUCCUUGUUAUCCUGAUCUGUUUUCCCCAAACUCCUAAAAUUACGCUAGCCGUGGAACUUGCAUAGUUUAUUUCCUUCCAUAGGCUGCAAUGGGCAGGUGUGGCUUGCAAAAUGAUAAACUAGUUGUCUUGUGCACUGUGAGACAGUAGGGCUCUGAAUAAGUUGGUGACUCUACCACACAGAGUUGCCCACAGGUUGGAUUUCUUUGCCCAUAUUAUUUUGUUAGGAAUCCCGAAGUAGAAAGUUGUAUUGUAUUAUGUACUUCUUAUUUAUUUAUCUAAAUGAUACAUGUAAGAUGCUAGAAGUUUCACAAUAUCUCAUUUAACAGCUUAACAACUCUGAGUGGGAGCUCAUAUUAUUUUUACCCUGCUACUUAUUAAUUUUUAUUAUUAUUUACUUUGGAACAGAUUGAAAAAUAGUGACUUACCCAAAACUAUCCAGGAAGCCCAUGACUGAGCUGGGAUUUGAAUGAACUCAGGUCAUCACUCGACUCACCAAACCAUGAGUCUGUUCACAUAUGAGGUGUUCCCCAUGCAAUUGCUUUAGAAGCAGGUCUACCCAGAGGGUUAUGGAACCUGAAGCAGGCGUGAUGUUUGGGGCCCUGCUGCUACCCUUUAAAAGGGCUUAUGAACCUGUGUACAACAUUGGCUGGAGCACAUCAGCUGCUCCUUACCUUGGGAACAAGCAGACUUUCUGCACUUGUUCCUGUGGCAUGUACAGCUGGGCACUGACUUUGAGACACAUUUGUAAGGCAAAAUGACAUUAAUAGUUGACAAGUGAAAAAUUUAUUAUAUUUACAUUACAAAGUUAAAACCCCAAAGACAAAAUGAGAAGUACAAAGUCAGGGAUAAUUUCUGCCUUUAGAUGCAUGCAAGGUGAAUGGAAGCCUCUUGGAGGAAAGGAAUGAAUAGAGACCCCUGCUGUGUAAACCGAGUCAGGGUGGAAUAAAGCACUGUUAUUUUUUAGAUGACAAAGAAUUAAGCCAGAUGACAAAAGUGAUGUAGUCUGGUGAAGCCACUAUAUUUUAAAGGAAAAAUUUCUAAGAGUAAGUUUAGGAUGAACUUCAAGUCCAAAUAAAUUAGGUGAGGUUAUUUCCAUCUUGCUUUAUGCUUUUUGCAAACUAUAAUUGUGAUGUGUGUUGUGUAUUAAAGCAGUUUCAACAGUUUUCAUACCUUGGUCCUUAGAUUUAAAAUUGACACAGCCCCUACUGCAAUUCCUCUGAGAUCUACAAUUUGAAUUUAGCAGGCUUUUAAAAUUUUGGUGUUUCCUGAAAGAUAUAUUUACUGGAGUAAAAAGGGAUAUUGUGUAGACUUUUCUCUGCUGAAUGCAUUUUUAGCUAUAAAGGCAUCUUUGUUCUGCUGAAACAAUUUGUCUAAUAAGUGGCAAUUGUUCAAAUAAAGCACUGGUAUUACAAUGUAGAGAGGCGGAGGGAAGGAAAAUAGGAUUCCUAAAUAGAAGUUAUUCUUAAAAACACUAACAGUAAUUUGCUGCACACUGCAGUUUUCCUCAGAGUUAAGAUUGCCUUGAGCACAAUCUCUCUGGAUGGUAUUCAACUACUUUUACUCAGAGUAGAUCCAUUAAUUUAGUGAAUAUGACUAAGUUAAGUCCAUUAAUUUUAAUGGAUCUUCUCUGAGUAAAACUUUUUUUAACACUACCCAUAGUUCACUGGGAAACUGACAGUUGUUGCUGGAACACUUAGCAAGGCUAUAGACAAAUUUAUUCUAGGAAAUAAAUGUUGUGCUGCCUUCUAGGGUUUAUUCAAGAAUAUAACUUACAAAUGUUGGUUGUAUAUAAUAACAGUUUUCAUAUAUGUGAUUUUAUUAUUAUAAACUUUAAAGUGAUAUCAGUUACAGUAAAGCAAUGGCGCGUAACUUGUGAGCUCAAUUUCAGACAACCUCUGUAAGUGAUCAGUUGAGACCUUCUGCAAGGGUGAACUGUCAUUCAUGGGAGGAGAAUUUGUAAUAAGGCAGAACACAGAGAACUUUUAUGGGGAGAGAGCAUCCAGAGCCAAAAUAUUCCCCUCCCUAUACUCACUUGUGAGGAGCUAAAUGGGUGGUGAUGGGAGAGAAGGGGCUUGUGUCCUGCUUCCCACUGUGCCAACUCACUUGCAGCUAUUUGGUGGCCUCUUUCUUGCUGCCUUGGGCUGUAGGGGAAGAGAAGUCAGGUUUAGGUAUGGACAAAGGCCGGCAGAGUAGGUCAAUACCAGUGGGUGUGAGGCAGAAAGAAGGGUGGAGGAGGCAGUCCCUGCUCAGUCACCUGCUCCUGCUGGCACAGAUUGGCCUCUUGUCACUCCACCCUGAGCAGUGUUCGAAACUCCCAUUGUUCUAGGCGCAUUUUGCAACAGGGAAUUUCAUUAGCGCACACAGUUUUUGAGCUCUGGGCACAGUACUGUGGCUAAGAUUUCAGAUCAAAACUGCAGAGUGGAAGGAAAGGAGGGCCUUUUUCUGCCUCCCUACUUACAGCUACUCUCUGAAGACUGGAGAAGAGACCCUCUUAAGAAUAUUAGUGGAGUGGGCAGGGGAAGGACUAGACCAUGUGAAAAAUGAACAUAAUAUUUUAGCUGCAGUUCAUUCAUUUUCAGUUUUGUAUUCGUGUUAUUAAAAAAUUGUGCCUAGACAUUCCAUUGUUGCGCCCAUAACAUAGGUUUAAGGUGCCAUUUAGCUCCUAGCUUUCAUAUCUCAGUUUCUAACACUGACCCGGAGUGAAGCAGAGACACCAUGGAUAUCUUUUGCAAGUGAAAAGUUAUCAGGUGGCCUCUUUCCUCCCUAUGCUGCCCACCGAGUGAACUAGCACGUCAGAGGCACCAUAGAUGCCUUUGCUGGGACGAUCAUUUGUUUUCUCUCCACUCUUCCUGAGUGAAAUGACACAGAAACUAUGUGGGCCUUUCCCCACCUCCACUUGCCAAUGAUAUGGUGUCCUAUUGGGCCUUUACUCCAUGUCUGGGAAUGGACUCUACUCAUUCAGCAAGUCCUUUUUGUUAUUUUUCUUGUUCUGUGCUUGAGCUGUGUCUGCAAUUAAAACUCCAGUCUCCUGCCCGGGUAACUCCCUCUUUCAAUGCCUUCAGCCUGCUGGAUCAUGGCAAUGUUCCAUUUUAGCAUCCAGUUCUCACCAUGGCCAGCCAAAUACUCAUGAGAAACCAUAACAGGACCUCAGUGCAGCAACAUUCUAUCACUUGUCAAUCUCAGCAACUGAUAUUUGGAGGCUUAUUGCCUCUGACACAGCUUGAUGUCUUCUACUCCAGUGGCUUCCCAUUCCCAACUUCUUUAUCAACAACAAUGUCAGCUUCUUAUAUACAGUUAUUUUGGAUAUAGCAAGCUAGAAAUAAUAAAAUAAAAUUGGAUUGUGAUGAUGAUGAUAAAUUUAUACGCCGCCCAUCUGACUGGGUUGCCCCAGCUACUCUGGGCGGCUUCCAACAAAUUAAAAACAUUAAGCACAGUAAAACAUUAAAAACAUUAAACAUUAAAAACGUUAAAAAGUUAGAACGUUGGGUAGAGAAAGGUCUGAGCUCCCUUCUUUUUCCCUACCCCUGAUGGCCUCCAAAAUAACUAUUUGUUUUCAAAAGCAUCUGUUGGGUUUUCAGUAGAUGCUUGCAUGUAAUGAUGAACAAAAAUGCUUAAACAUGGAUGUUCUAUAUCUACUGUAUAUCCAAGCUUGACUGUGUGGCCACACCUCACCAACUUCUCCACACAAAACCUUCCAGGAUUGCCAGUGUGAAUUUUGGGGCAGGAGAAGCAUAGCUGCAGACUUCCAGUGAGCUAACUCCUGUUUUAUGUGGUGUAUGUGAGUAGACCACUAAUGGGAGCAGUUAUUUCCAAAGGCCAGUUAGCUGCUGUACAUCUGCACUAAAUUAAACAGAUCCUAGUUCAUUUCCAAAUUAUGUAAAGUGCAAAUAGAGUUCUUAGUGACUAAACUUAUUCAUUGACUGGUAUUAAAAUUGAUGGAGAUGUGAAAUGUGAAAUGGCUUUUAUUUCAUAAAUUCUGUAGCGAUAGGGCAAGAAUUUGAGGUUGAGGUUUGCAGUAGCACUUGUGAAAUCCUCUGUAUAUGUUGCUGCCCUAUAUCACGCAGUUUUCUUUCUCCCCCCGAAGAAGCUUAUGCUGUUUGCCAUGUUGCAGAAUACCAAAGAGCUCUUUUGUUUCUUUGGGAGCUGAGCAGACGUGCUGUGGUAGCUGAUAUUGCAGUGAAGAAUGGAGUAGCUGAUGUAAGUAAGAGCAGCUGUGAAGCUUCUUUGGAGUCUGCAGGCUGAUAUGAUAGGCUGCUUUAUGACUGAUGUUGUGAUACCAUGUUUUUGUAUUUGGCUGUAUAUUUACAACCCUGAGUAGGAGAGCAUAAUUUAUAAAACCUGAGUAAACAAGUCACUCCUUUGUUUCUCUAAGCAGCCUUUAAAAGUCUGUCUGUUAGCUUUACAAUGUGUGUCUGCAAAACUCAAAAUUGACAGCAAUAAUUGACUCCGCUCAAUAUUGAGGCAAAUAUUUAGAUCAUAGUUAACUUCAGAAAUGUCUCAAGGUGUUUAAAUAUUAUGUUAUCUAAUUCCACAAAUGAACAAUUAACUUUUAAAACUUCAGCUGUAUGCAUAAUAUUAAACUUUACCUGGUUACAUCUUGUGUUACUAGCUAAAUAGUAACUCAUUUUGUAUUUAAAUAUUGUGAACCCCCCUGUGAUCUUCAGCUCAAGGGUGGUAUACAAAUUUAAUAACAAACAAACAAACAAACAAACAAACAAACAAACAAACAACUGCUUCCCCUGACCACUCAUCAGAUUUGAAAGUCUAUGAAAAUGUUGUUGUUUUUUAUGUUAGUACCUUAGGAUACUCAAUCUUGCCUGCAAGAGUUUGUUAGGAAAAAAUAAUUCAUAUAAUGCAACAUUGUCAGGAAUAUUAAUCUAACUGUACAUGGCAAAUUGAUUAUUCUGCUCAGAUUUGAGGCUGUCAGACAGACAGUAGUGACUGGCAGGGCAGUGUGGGUGAGGUCAGGUUGCUGUCCUAUCUUCUUAAUGCCAUAUGUUAAUGUCAGUUACCAAGAGAGGGAGAAACAAGGAAGUGGGGAACUUGAUGUGGGUGCAAUGACAGGAGCAUCAGAUUGUUCUACCACUGCACCCAUGCUGCAUUCCUCACUGCCUUGUGCCUCCCCUUCUUGGUAACUGUCAGUGACACAUGACACAGGAAAGCCAGGUCAGCAACACUGUUUUCCCCCACAGGCCACUACUACAGGUAGAUAGUGUUAUUUCCUCUUCUUUUUAAAACUGUUGUGCUUUGUUCCACAAAUAGGUAAGGGUAAAGGGACCCUUGACUGUUAAAGUCCAGUCACAGACGACUCUGGGGUUGCAGCGCUCAUCUCGCUUUACUGGCUGAGGGGGCUGGCGUUUGUCUGCAGACAGCUUCCGGGUCAUGUGGCCAGCAUGACUAAGACGCUUCUGGCGAACCAGAGCAGCGCAUGGAAACGCCAUUUACCUUCCCGCCAGAGUGGUACCUAUUUCUCUACUUGCACUCUGACCUGCUUUCAAACUGCUAGGUUAGCAGGAGCAGGGACUGAACAAUGGGAGCUCACCCCGUUGCGGGGAUUCGAACCGCCGACCUUCCGAUCGGCAAGCCCUAGGCUGUGGUUUAGACCACAGUGCCACCUGCGUCCCAUGUUCCACAAAUAGGUCACAGUUAUUUGCAAAGCUGUCAUUUAGGGUCAGUUGCUUCCUUUCCAAGAUAUAUGGCUACUUGGUAAUACCUUGCAUUAUUUUGCGCUUUACAUAUUAAAAAUUGAAAUAUUUUAAAUAAAUUAGAUAGGAUAUUGGCCUAAAAACAUGAAUUGUAUUAGUCUCCCUACAUUUGCUGAUCUUUGAAGUAAUUUAGUUCUUUUUUAAAAAUUAUUAUUCACGAACCUAAUCAAAUUGCCAAAAGUUAUUGCUUUAUCCUCAGGCAUAAAUCAUAAAAUGAGAGAAUCUGCCCAAUAGAGUCCAGAUUAUGGUGUAUAUUUAACUGCCCUGUGCUGCCUUAGGAAAUUGAAUGUUGCUAGAAUUCAGCAUCUUACCAGUUAAUAAGAGAUGAAAGCUAAAAUGGGGUACUGCCACUACUAAACAUGUUAACAGUAUACAAACCCUCUGGACUGCAUGCGCAAGUCAUGUGAAGGGGAAGGACUGAGAAUACUGAGGAUGCAAUAGAAAAAGUUAGAGGAGGGAAGUGCAGAAAAGAUGAUGAGACUAUGGUGGUCAAGACAAACAAAACCCCACAAUGGAAGAUAUAGGAGUUUGGUGGGGGUUUUUACACAUUCAGAAGUGGGUAGACGCCUGAUUGCAAUUAGUGAAAAGUAGAUAAGUCGAACUCCUGGAAUAAAUUAAUCACAAUUUGAUGCACAGGUAUGAUAGGUAUGUGGAACCUGUGGCCCUCCAGACUCCAGCUCUUAUUCUUGUUGUUGUUAUAAUAAUUAUAUCCCACCUUUCCUCCAAGGAACUCAAUGUGGCAUACAUGGUUCUCCCUUUUCCCAUUUUAUCCAUACAACAACAUUGUGAGUUAGGUUAGUCCUUGGCCAAUUGUCAUGAAUAGUCUUAUCCAGAUAUUCAGCUGAAUGUUUGAGGGCACAGACUAUUUAGGGAGUGUGGGUUGCUGUCCCUGCUCAUUUCCUUCUGAACUUUUGCACAUUUAGUGUGCAGGACUGGUGGCAUAAGUGGGGCUGCACUGCUGACCUAGCUUCCCAACACUGCACAUUGCUGCCAGUUACCAAGAGGGAAACUGCCACUGCACCUGUGCCUGUAUCAAGCUCCCUGCUGCCUUAUCCCUCCCCUUCCCUGUAACCAACAGAGAUGUGCAUCAUUGGGAAACCAGGUCAGCAAUGUCGCCCUACCUGUGGUGCCACUCCAUUCACUACUGGAUUCUGCCUGUGAUUGAGCACUUAGAAUCCCCCUUCUGACUUUUAGCAAGGCUGGGUGUAGAGGCAGUCAAGGCGUACAUAGGGACAUUAGGAGCAGCAUGGUCCACACACCCUUUAGGAGCUGGGGCUCUCAUGCAUUUGAUUGAAUAUCUGAAUAGGGUUAUUUGAGGCUAAUAAAGUUAAACGCAGACUAAUGCUGUGUUAAAUUUUGAAAAACUCUCUUGGGUGUUUUCAUCCAACUUGUAAGACUCAUGAAUGUCAUCAUAGAUGGGUGGCAGUAGUAAGUUAUUUUUAGGUGUACUUCACCCUCCCCUCUAGUGUCAGACAACCUCCCAGUUUGCUCCACCUUCCCACCCUACACUCUUGUCUUCUGUGUGCAGUUACCCCCCUCUCUGCCCAGCAGUGAAGAGUCCUCAAGAUGGUAUCGGAUGUCCAGAAUAUCUAGUUUGAUACCUUGUUCAGGAUAACCACAUUCUACAGGAACCAAAGAAGCUGUCAUUAGUAGCAGAGCAAGGUGCAAGCAUAAAGAAGUAGAGCAGGGCUUCCUGUUAUUUCUCUCUUGGCUGCCUGCCUAAAACUUGCUGCUAAUGACAAGGUCACUAACAAAUUAGCUUGUCUUGUUAAUUGGUAUCAUCUCAUUCAGUAAUGGGGUUAAGAAGUAAUUGGUCACUCUUGAAACUUUUUGUGUGUGGGAGAGAAGAAUGUUUUUGAUAGGCAGAAAUUGCAUAAAUAUUGCUGAUCAGAUUGCUAGUAUUUAUAGUGUGUGUUGGGAAACCCAAGCUUGGCUUUUUAGUUCAAAGUUGCUACCAGUUUGAUUUUGAAAACAAGACUUAAUCAGCUGUAUACUGAAAGACUAACUUGGAUCAAUAAUUGUCUGCUUUAUGGAUAGCUUAAUACAGAAACAAUUAGAUGACAGAAGGUUGGAUGAUAUAUUUCUUUUUAUUGCUAUUUUACGUAGAUUGAAUUUAUUGGGAGUCAGUGAAUAGAUAAAGAUCAUGCUUAUUUAAGGUAAUUGUUGUGUGAGCUAGCAACUUUUAUUGCAUCUUCAUGUGUUUAUAACUGCAUUUUCUUAAAAAUGUGCUGUUAGUGCAUUAGUGAGCAAAAGGGGAACUGAUACAUUUCCUCUCAAAUCGUCCUUCAGGCAUUGUUCUAACUAGCUGGGCUUGAGCCUUUUUAUGCAAAUCCAAAUCUUAUACAAGUUAGGUGGAAGAGUAAGUUUACCAUGGCCAAACAGAUGUUUUGGCUCUCUGAAUGCUUCUGUCACCUUUAUUAUCUGCCCUUUUUAUUUUAUUUAUUUGAAGUAGAUUCCUAUUAUGGUAUAAGUUUAAUUGGAUAUUAAACAAUGUACUAAUAAAUGUACUAAUAAAACUAAAUUCUCUGGGUGUGUGUCUAAAUGUAGUUAAGACAGCAGUACAGUGGUGCCCCGCAAGACGAAUGCCUCGCAAGACGAAAAACCAGCUAGACGAAAGGGUUUUCCGUUUUUCGAUGCACUUCGCAAGACGAAUUUCCCUAUGGGCUUGCUUCGCAAAACGAAAAAGUCUUGCGAGUCUUGCGAUUUUUUUCGCUCCCCCCCCUUUUUCUAAGCCGCUAAGCCGCUAAUAGCCUUUUAGCCGCUAAGCCGCUAAGCCUUUAAUAGCCGCUAAACCGCUAAUAGCGCUAAUCCGCUAAGCCGCUAAUAGGGUUGCUACGCAAGACGAAAAAAGACUCGCGGAACGGAUUAAUUUCGUCUUGCGAGGCACCACUGUAUCUAUAUGUAAGAGGGAGGUAUUGACAGGCUUAGGGGAGCCCUAAGGUUUGCAGAUCUACAAAAAAGAUAGGUGAGUGUAAUUUCUAUGGGUUCCUUACAAAGUACAGUGGUACCUCGGGUUACGAACUUAAUUCGUUCCCGAGGUCCAUUCUUAACCUGAAACUACUCUUAACCUGAAGCACCACUUUAGCUAAUGGGGCCUCCUGCUGCUGCUGUGCCGCCGGAGCACGAUUUCUGUUCUCAUCCUGAAGCCUAGUUCUUAACCCGAGGUACUAUUUCUGGGUUAGCGGAGUCUGUAACCUGUAGCGUAUGUAACCCGAGGUACCACUGUAAAUAAUUUGGCUGGUCUGCUGAGUCCAAACUUCCUUUAAUAGUCCUCGCAGCACCUGCUGCCACCAGAUGCUUACCAUGGGAUGUCAGCUACGUGCUGCUGUUCUUGAUUGUGGAUAUCACACAAUAUUGAUUCCCCCCUACACAAUGAUACUGUUGUUGUCUAGUAAAAACAGGGUUACCAGGAAAAAUAUACAAAGUUGCCACUACACACACACACACACACACACACACACACACAAGUUCUUUCUCUGGCAUUUCACAUAUCAAUAGCCACACAUACACCUCUUUCUCACAGCAUCUUACAGUGCUCUGGAGAUAAUUUUGAGGCUGCAAAGGGGGCUGAAGGAGAUUUGAGAGGAAGUUCCAUUACACACACGGAAGUCCAUUGUGACAGUGGAGCUGCAGUGCUGGAUGCAACCUGUAGAUCCCCUUUAUUGGGUGAAGCAAGUGCCCACUACUAGCACUCAUGGCUGGCAGGCAACAAACAAGCAAAUAAGAUUCCUGUCACUUCUCCCCUCCUUAAAAAAGAAUCAUUCAAAACCAAGUUAGCUCAGUGCAAUAGGGUAGGCUCUUCUAGGAAAUGCUCUGCGUUAUUCUGUUAUUCCUGUCACCCCCGAUAGUUGGCAUUGGUAACAUUGGAUCAGUCCAUCAACUUCUGAUGGAUCAUUUAGAAGGAUUGGGUGCGGCAACACUUUUGCUGUGCGUGUGUGCCAAUAUCCAUACUCAGCAGCGUUACAUCUCAACGCAGCUCCUUCCUUGGAAGUGUCUUUGGGGUUGAAGGUACAGAUUCAGUGAAGUAUAGAAGUUUACUUGAUAGGCAUAAAACCAUAAUGAUACAUAAAGACAUUCACCACUGCUGUGGUCAAGGCAUGCUUAGAGUCCAACAAGAGUCCAAGACACUCUCUCUGCUACUCUCACCGCAAGCAAGAGACUCACAACAAGAUACACAGAACUAUUGUUGUCAGUACUUCUUGUAACACUGUGCAUGGCUAAAGAACAGUUCCCACAGAUAACGUCCUUGCAUAGACAAAACAAUCUCAGCCUUCUGCUGUUUCUUGAAACUUUUUCUCUGUUCUUCUCUGCUUCUGGAACAAAUUAUUCUCUCACACAGAGAUAAUAUCCAACAGGUAAGCCCAGCAUUAUUCCUAUAUGUGAGCUACCUGGUGUGCCUAGUUGAGGCUGCAAGAUGGAAUGUAACACAUUUGUAUUUCAUCCUUCUUUCAGGAAUCUUUGUGGUGUAUAGGGGGUUACACAUUUCAUCUCUAAACCUUUUACUUUUCCAAACAUUUUAUAAAAUAGUCCUCACUGUGCGUUUUCUGUAUUGUCAUGAAUCUCAAGUCCAAUGUUGACAACAUUUUUUGUAGAAUGAGUGUGCCCUAAAGAGUAAACACUAAAGUAUAAUCUGGAAUCAUUUUCCAUUGAUGAGUAGAAUACAGUGAAAUCAGCUUCUUUUGCCAUUUAAUUACUGUGUAUUUGAGAAUAAAUGAAGUAUUGAAAUGGCUUCCCCCAUCUCAUUUUGCAGGUGGUGAUGAAAGCUUUGCUUAUAUUUGAAUCAUGUUAAUUCAUGUAAUUUUGGUUUAUUGUUAUAGCAGCUGUCACCCUCUACAUGCUCAUUUUCUUAUUCAUUUGAUGAAGGUUUAUUUUUGGAGUAACCCCCCCCCCUUUAUUUAGAAAGCAUUUAUAUCUGCAUGAAGUGUAGUGAGAGAAGUACUGCCAUUAAAAUCUAUUCGGCCAUUGCUCAUAGUCCUUAGGUUUAUUAAAUACUCUGUAGUAAACUACUUGAUUAAGAUUCUCAAAUGGCAUUUGAGGCUGCUAUUAGUUUUGAAUUUGAAAUCUUCAUUGCACAGCAGUAUACCUUUCUGAUUAUCAGAUGCUGGAAGCAACCAAGGAUUGCUCAAAGUUCAGAGGCCCGGAGGGGCCUGGAAGUAGAGAAUGUAGCUUUAAUAGGCUUGUGGUAUGAUGUAGCAUAGCAAAUUUGACCAUUUUGUUUGACCUUUAGCACAGUAAAAUUCUUGGUGUUUGGAGCGUUAAUAGUAUACAUGCAAGUUAUUCAUCUUUUGACUUACAUUAUUUUUGCAACUUUAUAUGGCAACUUUUAAAAGGAGCCUCAUCUUGAAUUCUAUAAUUAUUUAAUGAAUUUAAUGAAAGUUGUCUAUUUGUCACCUGAAUACAAAGUAUAGUUAUACCAAAAUAAUUAACAGCAAUAUGUUCUUUGAGGUUCUUUUUUUGGCAGGGUUUUCAUAUGUCUCCAGCAGAAAGAAGCAUAGUUUACUCAAUAUUAAACUACAUUUGCCUAAGACAGCAAUCCUAUACAUUCUCAUGCGGGGGUGGGGUGGGAAGUCCCAUUGAACUCAGUGGUGCUUUUUCUGAGUACCAAUGCGUAGGACUGUGUUGUGAAAUCACUGGUAGUCUCUCAGUCCUUCAAGUUUGUGGGCAGACACUUUAGCCAUUUGGCCUAGGAAUAAACCUUAUCAACAUUCCUGUUGCUUUAAAUAGUUUUGUUGUUGUUAGUGUUGCCUUAUUGCUUGGAAGCUCUACAUAAGCUUCCUAGAUCUAAGUAGCCCCAAUCAUGGCUAGUCACCAUGGUGAGAACUUAAUGGUUAAGCACUCUUGACCCUGCUUCUCUUACUUCUAUUGUUCAUUAUACUUUACAUUCUUAUGGUCACUUCGAGCCUAGCCUAGCUAAGCCAGGGCAGCCUUGAUAAUAGCUCCACUGCAAUUUCUAAUGCUAAAAUUUAUCCGCUUGAGUGCACAUCCAUAUGAAUUAGCCAGCAUCCUGUUUUGAGAAGAGUGCCUUAUCUGUAGAAUGGGGAAAGCUCUACCAAGAAGAUGAUCCCACAAGAAGCUGGCACGUGUCUUUUCUUGUUUGAAAUUAUACUUUGAGCACAAAACCAUCACAGUUCCUCCAAAAACAGUAUAUCCAUAUCACCUAACCAAUUCCAAUUCCUGUUUCUCUUAAAGGAACUAUUCGAACCUGUUCCUUUUACUAAAUAGGAAUGUUUAUUUAGAUGACUGACCUUGGUGUUUCUCAUUUGCUGCUCAGAGGUCUGUUGCUAUCCAGUUUGAAAAGGGAUUUUUAAUGUAACACUUGUUUGAUAUCCUGAAUGCAUUUGGAAAAUAUGGAGAUAGACCUGUUGAGUGAAAUUAUUUUUGAAGGAGAUUUAUAGUUAUAAUAAGAGUUAACACUUACUUAAUCAUAAUACAGUGUUCUUUUUAUUUGUUAUAUAGCAUUAUGCCAGUAUAUACAGGCCUCUAAAGCCCAAGAUGGUGGUAGCCGUUUCAUUUCAAGUUCAGCAGAAGGUAAAACAAAAACACAGGGAAAACUGAUCAAAACUUUUUCAUACAGAUAUUUCUCUUCUAGUAUUUCUGUCCCUUGACCAUUUUGUGCCUUCUAGCUUUCCCUUCUCAGCUGAUUUCUCUAACAGAUGAUGGAUUCUAGGUAUAAAUACAUAACAAAGCUAUUAACAUUGAUCUUGUAUGCACUAAAUUUUGCUUAACUUUAGCAUCUGUUACCUAUGUGUGCAUUUCAUGGAUUACUUUUAAAAUGGGGUUUGGUUUUGGUGAACAAAUAAACAUGCUCAUGAUUAACUUUUGAAAUAAAUGAAGAAAAAUAAAAUAAUUUGGGCUGAACCUAUUUAAGAAAAGGCACACAUAGUUAAUUGUAUGUAAGAUACAACCAAUAUUAUAACCUCAUUUUGCUUACUUUCUUGCUAACCACUACUUUCCAUUUCCUGUUUCUCUUUAAGGAACUAUUCAAACCUGUUCCUUUUACUACUCAGUGUGCUUUCUGGCAUCUACACAAAAAAAACCUUGAAGUGAAACUAUUUUGAUUCUCGUAUUCAUUUUUCAGGUGAAAACUUUGAACAAACUCCAUUAAGACGCACAUUCAAGUCCAAAGUUCUUGCUCGUUAUCCAGAAAAUGUUGAAUGGAAUCCUUUUGAUCAGGAUGCAGUGGGAAUGGUUGGUUCUUAAUUUUCUUGUUGCACUUGCACUAAUGGUCUGGUGCUAUAAUAUUCAUAUUUGUAUGUUGGACCAGGAUGCAUACAUUUAUGUAGAUUACCUUCUAGAAAGUUUGUUCUCAUUCAGAAAUCAGGCCAAAUUAUGAAGACUUAACUAAGAGCAACUUUUAUUCCAACUUUAGCAUAGCCUAGAAUAACCACUCUCAGUACGGAGCCUAUCAGGUGUUAUUCAGUUCCAGCUCCCAUGAGCUCCAGCUAGCAUAGCCAAUGAAUAGGGAUGAUGGGAGUUGGAGUCCAGCAACAUCUGGACAACACUAGGCUUGGGAAGACUGACCUACAACGUGGCUGAUUGGGAGACACACUUACACAUGCACAUGAAUUCACAGAGAGAUUAAGAAGGGACAGGAAAUGGACUACUUAAAGUUACUUAUAAACAUAUAUCAUAUAGGCAUAUUGUUUCCUAAGCCUAUAUCAUGAAGGCAUAUUGUUUCCUGUCCUCUUAAGCAUGAUGUCUACUUCUAUAUGUUCUUUUGACCCUCUCUCCUACUGUCCUAGCUCCCGCUCCAGACAUGAUAACAGAGGCAAUCUGAGAGUGAAAAAAGAAUGUUAAUUAAAACAGAGUACAAUAUAGGUGCAGCAACAGAUAAAAGCUAACUCAAACAGAGCUUCUACAAACAGGGUGGAGGAGUUAACUGAGCUAGAAGCAAAGCCAUAAUUCCAAAGUCCAAGAUUCAGGGCACGGUGUUCAAAACCAUACAAGAGCAGCAAAGUUGUCCCAACCCAAGUGCCUCCAACCCAAGCUUUAUAGCCAAAGGAGAGCACAUGAAUUACUUGCGAAAAUUAGUCUUUUGAGAAUGUCUAGACUGCAGGCGCAUCAACUGUUGGGGUGGGAGUGUCUGUUCCCAUUGGUGGAGCCAUUGUUUGGCUUUGAAAGACAAUACUAAACCCUCCUUCUUGGAAUUCUGUUCAGCCACACCAGGCUGCAGCUCUGAAGUUUUCCUAGCCUCCAACAGUGUGCCCUCACAGGGAGGGAAGCAGCAGCUGGGACUCCUCCCUAGUCCUCCUCAUCUGCCUCUUCAUCUUCCUCUAGAGUCUGCUCUCUCAGGUUUGUGCCUGAAGGCACUGAGUAACUCAUGACAUCUACCCAAGUAAAUAUAUUUUCAGUAAGACAGGUGCAGGGGAGAUAGCUUAGCUACCAGUGUCGUAAGCACCACUGUCAGUAUAGCAACCCAAUAGUAGCUGGCCUCUGAGCAGCUCACAAAAAACUAAAAUGCAAUACAAAAUAAAAGCAGCAUAAAAACACAAGUUUUUUAUUGUGUGUUUUCAUCUAAUAAAAUACCUGGCUGAAUAAAAAUAAACAUUUCUAUUUCUUCCUUUCUCCCACAGCUAUGUAUGCCUAAGGGUCUGUCUUUCAAGACACAAGCUGAUGCCAGAGAACCUCAGUUCCAUUCUUUUAUCAUUACCCGUGAAGAUGGCUCUCGGACAUUUGGGUUUUCUCUCACAUUUUAUGAGGAAGUUACCAGCAAACAAAUCUGUAGCGCAAUGCAGACAUUAUAUCACAUGCACAAUGCGGAAUAUGAUAUUCUUCAUACUCCACCUACCAAUGACAAAGAUAUCUGUAGCACCAUAGAAGACUGUAAUGGCACCUCUGUAACAAAGCUACAACGAUUUAACUCCUAUGAUAUUAGCAGAGACACUCUUUAUGUCUCUAAGUGCAUUUGUCUGAUAACCCCAAUGUCUUUCAUGAAGGCGUGUAGGAGAGUGCUUGAGCAACUCCACCAAGCUGUAACUUCACCUCAACCACCACCAUUACCUUUGGAAAGCUUUAUCUACAAUAUACUCUAUGAAGUUCCCCUACCACCUGCAGGGAGAUCACUAAAAUUUUCAGGAGUUUAUGGACCAAUUAUCUGCCAGAGGCCAAGCACCAGUGAAUUGCCAUUAUUUGACUUUCCAGUUAAAGAAGUUUUUGAGUUACUUGGAGUAGAGAAUAUGGUUCAGCUCUUCACCUGUGCUCUUUUGGAAUUUCAGAUAUUGCUUUAUUCACAGCGUGAGUAUAGCCUUUUAUAUUAUAAAUGAUGGUCAAUGUGGUAAAGAUACACCUGUUCUUGAUGCAUUGGAUCCACAGUAAAGUAUGCAUAGCAGGGCUGGCAGAAGCUGACUUUCCUACUCCUGCUCCCCAGGGCAGGUCUCCCUGCCCUUCAAAAUGCUUUACUGAGGGUUGGAAAGCACUGCUGAAUGGGAGCAGGCCAUAGCAUAGGAGCUUAGACAAUAUGGGGUAUCCCUAAAAAUCAAGGGGAGGCAUCUUCCAUGAGUGGAGCUCCACAUGGAUGUUGUCUCUGUCCAGUUUUUCAAUAAGGAUUCAGUAAGGAUUGGGCUUUCCAACUGAAUCCAAUUCCCUGCUCCUGGCUUAGUGAUGUAGUCUGAGUAUACCUUGGUGAUCAUUAAAAUUAUGAAAUAAAAAAAUCUGGUGAUCUUGUAAAAUGGGUCUGCAUUUCAUUGAUGAUGAUGAUGAUGAUGAUGAUGAUGAUGAUUUAUAGCUCAUCCAUCUGACUGGGUUGCCCCAGCCACUCUGGGCUGCUUCCAACAAAUUAAAACAUCAAACACAGUAAAAUUUUCACAAGUCUCCUCAAUGAAACAAAUACCUUGAGUGUGAUCUUUCUUGAUUUCUUUUAAUUCUUUCCUUCAAGACUGCAUUAGGUAGUUAGUGCAAAUGAGUUUAAGGAGGUGAGGUCGGUUAGAUAAAGCAUAGUCAGGAAUAAAGUUGGGUGUCAUUGGUGAUGCUGCUAAUGAUAUCUCAGCAUAAGGCUCAUACUGAAUUCACAUUUAUAUAAAAGCCAUUAAUUUCUAGCAGAAUGCUUUGUUCUAAAUUUUGACUGUCUUAAAUAAAUUUAAAAAAACCUUAUCUGUAUAAUUGGUGAUAUGUGUGCUUGGCUAUACCUGUAUAAUUGGUGAUAAAAGCUACCCUAAAGCUUAAAAUGCUAUUGUCUCUCUUCAGACCUGUAAAAACCUUUAUACUAUUGAAAGUUAUACUGUGCUUGCAGAUAUUUUCUAGCUAGAUAAAACAAUUUUCUGCAUCAGUACCAGGUAACUGAAAAAGUAAUUAAAUAAAUGCUUACUGUGCAAUCUUGUGGCUGUUUAACUGAAGCAAGUUCCAUUGAAUUCAGUGAAACUUGCUGCCAGGUAUGUGGGUAUAAGAUUGCAGCUUUACUAUAAAAUAAUAAAGUGUCAUUGGGCUGGUUCCAGAGACCCCAUGAAUAAAGUUGCCGCCACAGGCGCAUAAUGGCCAUGGCAGGUGAAGGUAAGGCAACAAAAACUGGUAUUGGAUUGAAUUAUGCCACAACUUUAUUGAUUACAGGAAAGAGUAGAUUUGGCUGAGGCAUUCGGUAUGUAUUCUGCAGCAGGCAGCUUGCCUACUACCUGAUAGGAACCUGGUGGGGUCAAACCUGUGCUGGGGAGUCACCCCCAACAUUGAUUAGAUGGCACAGUCCUGCACAGGCCACCACUGGGAGAGUUUUAUUGAUCCAUUGGCCCCACAAUGGACUCAUGGACAGAGUCACCCCUCCUGGACCCCUCUAAUGGGGUACCUCUGAGACUAAGGAUGCAGCCCAAUGCCUUAUCUGCCAAAAUUGUGACGGUUGCUAUGAGGUAAGUGAAAACCUACAAGCCUGCCAAUUUGCUUGCAGGAGAAAAUUUCUCCCUGGCCCCAAAUAUGGUGACUGAAUAAACCAUAGCAAGGUCCAUAGCAAGGCAAUGUGCCUGUCCACCUCACCCCCCGGCUGGGCGGGCCCUUUAAGACUGGGUGGGUGGGUGGGAAAAUCCCACGAAAAUCCUCCAAAAGGGCGGCCAACACCUGGCCACUCCCUUAAAUAGGCUAGGAGUGGGCUGCUCGCAGCCCACAAGCCUCAGCCUCUGAUUGGCUGAGUGGGCACUGCCUGUCCUUACCUGGGAUCCUGACAUGGCCAGAGGUGGGCAGUGCCAGCAAUCCUCUUCCCUGGCCGCACUGGAAGAUGGCAGCUUCACUGAACCCACCAUGGCCACGCUGUGCAGCAUUGGCCGUCCACCUGGAGUCCCAGGUGAGCAGAUAUUCUGCUCCAUGCAGCCUCCUGCUUGCAGAAUAAUACGGUUAUUUUAACUCAUUUCCUCUUGCAUUUUCUAUAAAUUCUGGUAUAUAAAUAUCUACAAUAAAAAAAUUAUUCAAGUAUGUUGGAUAAUCCUUUAGCAUAGUGUGGGAGAUAACAUGGUACUUAGCAAGGGGAUGGGGGAAUUGGUGAAAAUCACCUCCGACUUGUGUGAGUAGGAAGACCCUCAGUCCAGUUGCCAGCCUUUUGUUUAUGGAACACCUGCUCUGAAUAUGCCUGUAAACAUUUCCAAAGGAUAUAAAUGCCCUAGAGACCCCUGAGGACCAUUUGUAAUCUUUGGGAUGGCGCUUCUCUCUAGAUCACUUAAGCAGGACCAUUCUGGUGUUGACCUUUAAAGCCCUAAAUGGCCUUGGCCCUAUAUAACUGAAAGGGUUUCUCCACACCCAUCAUCCACCCUGGACACUGAGGUCCAGCACCGAGAGCCUUCUGGUGGUUCCCUCACUGCGAGCCAAGAAGCUACAGGGAACCAGGCAGAGAACCUUCUCGGUAGUGGCACCCUCCCCGUGGAACACCCUCCUAUCAAAUGUCAAGGAGAUAAACAACUGUUUGACUUUUAGAAGACAUUUGGAGGCAGCCCUGUUCAGGGAAGUUUUCAAUGAUUGACGUUUUAGUAUUUUUAAUAUUUUGCUGGGAGCCACCCGGAGUGGCUGGCGCAACCCAGUCAGAUGGGUGGCAUAUAAAUAAUAAAAUUAUUAUUAUUAAUUUUGAAAAUUGCUUCCCCAGGGGGGAGGGGCCACCCAGCUUUCAGACUAAGGGCAGGAGUCACCUAACCAGCGCCAUCAGCAAUUCAGCGGAAGUUCUGCACAAGGACUUUUCCACGUGCAAUGGAGCUUCCCCCCUCCCUUGCUACCCCCCAAAAUUGACUUUGAGGAGCUUGGGGAAACCCCCCAGAACAGUGCAUGGGGGAAGGAGAGGGAGGAUCAUGCCAACUGGCAAUAGUGGGACAUUGAAUUCCACCCAUAGUCUGUGUAACAAAGCAUUUAGUCAGGCUGAGUUCCUUCUCAGAGCUUUGAUAAGAUUCUGCACAAGGUGCUGGAAUAGUAGCGUUUGGUCCUCAGCCGUUUUCCCUGCCCCCCUGUUCAGGUAUGUCACAAGAAUUAGUAAUGCUCUUUUGGAGGCUCUAGGGGAAAAUAUUUAUAUAUUUUUACUGAGAAUUUCUGAUCAGAAUCCUCUGGAGGGUGUUCCAUCCACAUCAUCUCCUGAAUUGCUUGUUCCUCCUGUAUUGCUUGCUCUUCCAAUCUAGUCUGGGAGUUGGGUAGUCCUUUCACCUGGAGAAGCAAUUUAGAAUGCCCCGGCCUAAGUGCUCCAGAGGGAGGCACCAUCCCGAGGAUUAGGAAUAUGAGGACUGAGAACAAAAAAUUGUGGUAAGAAAAUGACUGUUUUUUCUUUCUCCCUGAAACAUUCAAACUAAGUUUAUAAACAGCCUUUUUAAUAAACAUGCUGAUCAUAAUAGUGGUUGAUAGACAACAUAAGUCAUACUACGAGUUAACCCAUUGAAAUAAAUGACUUGUUACUUAAAACCAUUGACCUAAUGCGUCUACUCUGCGUAUGACUUAUUCGACUAUUACUCAAUACAGUAAGCUAUCAAAUCAUAGUAAGUCGAACUAGUUUGGAUAAAAAAGCUGGAAGUCUUUUUUUGCAGGUUCAAUAGUUCCUCUUCUAUCCAUCCCUCAUUCUCUUUCUUCACAUUGUUUUAAAGUUCCUAUUCAAAAUAAAGUUUAAAUAUGGUCUACUCUUGUUCAGAUUCCUUCCGCUGUUAAGUGCCCAAAAUAUCUUAAGGCUUGUGAAUUAAAUAUAGCCUUUCUGGCUCAGCCACAUUAACAAUUGGUGAUUAUCUGAACUGAAUCAAUGACCGUUCUUGAAUUAUUUUUUUUACUGUGAUAAUUUAUGUAGACUUUGUAAAUACUACAACUGGUUAACCUGAAGUGAUAAAACCUUUCUGUGGAAACAGAUUGCCUAUGUGUAUCAACGGUUUAAUAUUAUAUUGAAGAAAAAGUUCAGUAUAAAAGUUCAAGCUGCAACAGAGUCUGCUGAAGAUGCAAUGGCCAUAUGUGUCGGAUUUUAGCAGGCUCAAUAUAGCGCUAUUUCCCCUCUCCUCCAUCCCAUGUAUUGGGGAGAAUGGGAGGUUGGUCUGUGGCUCAUAAAUCCUUUUCCUUUCUACUGGGUGCAAGUUAUUUUUAAAAUAAUAAUAAAAACUUCUCUGCAUGAUAUCUGGUAGAAAGCUAUGUUUUACUUUAUCUUUCAUUUCCACAGAGACUAAGCAACUGAUAUUUUUAGAAUAUGUAUUGUGCAAUGCCUUGUGUUUGUUUCUUAGUGCUCUUAGUAUUAAGCCUCUAGGUUUGUGCUGAUGAUUGCAUUUUCAUGGUGGCUCUCUAAGUGUGUUCUCUUCUUCACUACUUCCUGUUUUUAGAUUACCAGAGACUGAUGACUGUGGCAGAGACAAUCACAGCACUGAUGUUUCCAUUCCAAUGGCAGCAUGUCUAUGUUCCCAUCCUUCCAGCCUCUCUCCUGCAUUUUUUAGAUGCUCCUGUCCCAUAUUUGAUGGGCUUGCACUCCAAUGGACUAGAUGACCGGUCUAAGCUGGAGCUCCCUCAAGAGGUGAGAAAUUUUACUCGAGUCAGGCUUCAAUGCUUGCUAAACUGUUUCCAAAGGAGAGAAUUUUGAAUUAGUGUUAUUCCUGCUCUUCCACUUAUAAAAGUCUCUCUAGAACAAUGUGUAAUUUGGUUUCAGGUAGAUUGGGUAAAGGACUAGUUAAGAAGAAGAAAAAGCUGACAUUCUUUCAAAUUGAUUGUUGUAACUUUAAAAUUUAGAAAUUGCUUUAAAAAUUAAAUGUGAUUCUCAGGAUAUUGAAUCUUUUCCUAAUAUGACCUACACUUGAGAUUGUAAGAUGAAGGUAUGCUUUUGGCUACAUAUUUUUGUUAGCAGCAUCCCUUAGCCGUAUUCCUUUUGCUAGGAAGAGUUUCUCAAUGGUAAUUUUAAAGUAUGUUAACAAAAAUGGAGCAGAACUCAUACAGGGAAUUAUUGGUAUAACAGGUAAUGUGAGUUGAGUGGUUAAUGUGCAGUACAACCAACCACUGUGCACAUAAUUUAUGCAUAAAGAAUUAUACAUAUUGCCCAGUUACUAGACCUUCUCUACAAAAGGACUUUGUCGCGGGUGGCGCUGUGGGUAAAACCUCAGUGCCUAGGACUUGCCGAUCAUAUGGUCGGCGGUUCGAAUCCCCGUGGCAGGGUGAGCUCCCGUCGUUCGGUCCCAGCUCCUGCCCACCUAGCAGUUCGAAAGCACUCUUAAGUGCAAGUAGAUAAAUAGGGACCGCUUUAUAGCGGGAAAGUAAACGGCGUUUUCGUGUGCUGCGCUGGUGCUGGCUCACUAGCUGCAGCUUCGUCACGCUGGCCACAUGACCCGGAAGUGUCUUCGGACGGCGCCGGCUCACAGCCUCUAGAGCGAGAUGAGCACGCAACCCUAGAGUCGGACACGACUGGCCCGUAUGGGCAGGGGUACAUUUACAAAAGGACUUAGGUAUGUAUGUAUAUAUAGACUCCAUUUUGUACAUUUUCUGGCCAGUAUGCACAUUCUCCUGCAAUCGCCUUAGCACUACUUUGAAUUCAACCCACUAUAUAUUGCCACAGCAGUUCAUGAAUAAGAUGAAAGUGACUCUUGUAGAUGCUUCAGUGUUGGAGUUGGCCUUUAUGAUUCUGGCUCCUGUGGAUGAGUAUGAGUUUUUAAGAAAUCCAGACAAUAAAAAGGUAGCAAAUUCUUACAUCGUGUUAUGAAACCUCAGCACCUAGCUAUUAGAGCAAUAGCAGCUGCCACCUUCAUAGCACAUGUGUCCAUGUUAUGGGCCAGGAUCUUACUUAAGAAAAGGCCUUAGGCUGACAUUCAUGUUAAGAAGGACCUUAAUAAAUUGGCCAAGGUUGUUGCCUUCAUAGUGUACGCAAGCUUAGAUGCCCUUCAGUUCUCUUCUAAAGCACUGGAUUCUGGUGUUGCUGUCCAGCAUCAGUUGUGGCUUUGGAACUGGAAUGUUGACACCAUAUUUAAGUCUAAUGCAAAGAUGUUUGGCCUCUGCAAUUCUCUGAAUUGUUUGCUACAGUAAGGAAUUGUUGUUGAGGGCAUAAACAAUUAUUACAUGUCUUACAAGUUUCCUUUACGGAAAUGCAGAUUACUUUCCUUCCUGCAUUUCAAGCACAGCUGAAAAGAACAGGAUAUGUGUGUUUCCUCUUAAUCCACUGUGACCAAGCAUUGUAAAUAAUCUGACACUGUAUCAAGGAGUCAAGAAAAUAUAUCAGAAAUAAGGCCUUCUAAUUUUGGUAAGACUUACUCCAAAGUGUGCCUAGGAAUUCAGCCUUAAUCCUUUCCAGUUGGGCAGUUAUCCUACUUUCUAAUUCAAAUUAUUCUCUCUCAAGUUGUUAUAUACAUUUCCAGUUUUUAAUGAGUGUUUGUUUACACAUUACGAUACCUAGGAUUUCUUUGCACAUUGCAAAAUGACAACACAGGCAUUUUACAUGUGCAGUAUGUGUCAACGUUUUAUAUCUGCUCAUGAUUUCUCUUAUAUCUCUCCUGACUUAAUUCUCAGGCAAAUUUGUGCUUUGUGGACAUAGACAACCACUAUGUUGAAUUGCCAGAAGACUUGCCUCAAUUUCCAAAUAAACUUGAAUUCAUUCAGGAAGUCUCUGAGAUCCUUAUGGCUUUUGGGAUUUCACCCGAGGGAAACUUGCACUGUAGUGAAAGUGCCUCCAAGAUGAAGAGCCUCAGAACAUGUGACAUAGUCUCUGAUAAGAGAAAUGGUAACCUAGGAGGAACAACUUUAAAUUCAUAUGAACUGUUGAAAGAAAAUGAGACCAUAGCAAGACUUCAAGCACUUGUUAAAAGAACAGGUGUGAGCCUAGAAAAGGUAAUUUCAUAAUACUUAUGGAAGCGUCACACUAGAACAUUGUGCAGCUGAUACUGGAUUGCUAAGGAACUUUACUGUGAAUCUGCAUUACUACAGUGGUACCUCGGGUUAAGUACUUAAUUCGUUCCGGAGGUCCGUUCUUAACCUGAAACUGUUCUUAACCUGAAGCACCACUUUAGCUAAUGGGGCCUCCUGCUGCCACUGCGCCGCCGGAGCAUGAUUUCUGUUCUCAUCCUGAAGCAAAGUUCUUAACCCGAGGUACUAUUUCUGGGUUAGUGGAGUCUGUAACCUGAAGCGUAUGUAAUCUGAAGCAUAUGUAACCCGAGGUACCACUGUACUUUGUUCUAAUCCCAGUUUUGUUGCAUGCCACUAUGCCUGUGUAAUUUUGAGAGACUUGUCUGCUACAGAGAUGUAUGGAGUUUAUUUUACGUAUGGAGCAAAUAUGUUUGCCAACAUUCACAGUUGUAGUGCAGCUUGGCUGCCUAUGAGUUUUUGUUUUAAUUUGUGGUGCUCUAGUACCACUGAUCUAAUACCAGGUCUUUAAUGAGUAUUGCUUAAAUUGUGCCAUUGAUUUAUUAAUUUGUCAUUUUCAUUACCUUAUUGCAGUACAGUAUUUGAAUUGUAUCCCAUAACUCUUCUCCUUUAAGGUUGAUUUCUGUUUGUGUGGUCAGAAUAUUUUUUUGCAUUUUUUUUUAGUAGUCAUGACAGCAGGCAUGAUGGUAAGCUUUUGAUGUUGGCAAGCUUUUGAUAUUGAAAUGCCUAUGCUAUAAAUGUUCCUCACCUUGAUUUUCCUUUUUUUGGGGUGAAGAUAUACUUGAAGCUUGAUAUGGAAUAGUAUUUGAAAACUGGGUGUUAGUUAUGCCAUCAAACCAAUUAUUUCUUUUUUUCCUUUUGGAGUUACAAAAAUAAAGUCAUAUUGGUAAAAACAUAACAUACAGCAUCAUCAAAUCUAUUAUUCUAAACCUUGGUGAACAAAAAGAAUGUUUGUAUAAAACAAUUAACCAAGUUUGACUAUUAUAAAUGAGUUUAGACAUUACUGGGUUGCUUCAUAUCCUGUGAAAUCACUUAGUAACAGGAUAUGGAUACAUAUUCCCCCAAAUAGUAAGUAAUUUGUGAUUUUACUGGCAGAUGAUAUUAGUCAAUAUUUUUAAAAAAUGACUGUGAACUGGUCUGUUCCUUUCCCCUAAACCUGAAAUAUUUUUUUUAUCAGAUUCAACUGGUUUACUUGUUUGUAAAAACAAUUUCACUUAGAAAACAAUUUAUUCAAAAUGCAUUAGGAAAAAGGCACUGUUGUUGCUCCGUUCUUGUCAUGAAUAUAAACACAGCACCAUCCUGUAUCAGCUCUUGUAAUUCCAGAAAAUAUUCAUCAUGGACAUAACCCUAGUCUCUGACAGGCUUAACCUCACAUAAGUCAAAUGGAGAAUUUCUGUGUGAAUAAUUAUAGCUUCAAGUUCUUUUUCCUUAUAGCUUGAAGUUCGAGAAGAGACUGGUAGCAGCAAGAAGGAUCUCAAAGUGCAAUGUGAUGAAGAAGAGUUCAGAAUUUACCAGCUGAAUAUUCAAGUGCGGGAAGUUUUUGCUAAUCGUUUCACUCAGAUGUUUGCAGAUUAUGAAGUAUUUGUUAUUCAGCCCAGUCAAGACAAAGAGUCAUGGUUCACCAAUAGAGAGCAGAUGCAGAACUUUGAUAAAGUGAGUAUAAAGACACCAUGAAAGCAGAGGACAGGGGAUCCAUAUGCAUGAUGGGAAGGAGAGUAGGACACAUGAAGUAUCAUGGCGCAGUCCCAAUCAUACAAACCAUGGUUUGGAGGACUGGGAACUGAGGCACCAAAAGAGUGUUCAUUUGUAAAGUAGCCCUUUAUAUCAGUCAGAAUUAGCUCUAAUUUUGUUAAGAUCAAUGUGGUAAAUUGUGAGAAGGAUACUGUAUGAUGACUUAAUUCCUUUGAAUGUUUAACAGGUGGUGUGAAUCAGAUCUUGUUAAAAAGAUAGAUCAGAAACAAAAUACUACUUUUGUAAACUGACUUAUUAGUCACAGGUUAUUCGCUUUGCUAUAAACUGAUAGUCCCCUCCCCCACUAUGUUUCCUUUGUGCAUAGCUGUCUGCCUAUGAUGAUUCAAGCUGGUAAGGGCCAAAUUAGACAACCACUGAGUGACGGGGUGAGCUCCCAUGGCUCUGUUCCAGCUCCUGCCAGCCUAGCAGUUCAAAAGCACGCCAUUGCAAGUAGAGAAAUAGGUACCGCUGCAGCAGGAUGGCAAACGGCAUUUAAGUGUGCUCUGGUUUCCAUCACGGUGUUCUGUUGCACCAGAAGCGGUUUAGCCAUGCUGGUCACAUGACCCAGAAAGCUGUCUGUGGACAAACACCGGCUCCCUCGGCCUGAAAGCGAGAUGAACGCCGCAACCCCAUAGUCGCCUUUGACUGGACUUAACUGUCCAGGGGUCCUUUACCUUUUUACCUGUAUAUCUGUUUCAAAACAGAGUGUAUAUUAAAAUAUAUAAUAAAAUAAUACAUUUAAAAUAUAGUAAAAUAGAAAAUAAUUUGAUUGUGUUGAUAAUUGAAAGUAUUCUUCAUAUCCUUCAGAAAUCAUUUAACAUGUGGAGACAAACACAUUUUCUUUCAAUUUACUAGGCAUCAUUCUUGUCUGACCAGCCAGAACCUUAUUUGCCUUUCCUCUCAAGAUUUUUGGAGACACAGAUGUUUGCUUCCUUUAUCGACAACAAGAUUAUGUGCCAUGAUGAUGAUGAUAAAGACCCUAUUUUGAGAGUGUUUGAUUCUAGAGUGGAUAAAAUUAGACUGUUAAAUGUUCGAACACCAACUUUGCGCACUUCCAUGUAUCAAAAGUGUACUACCAUUGAUGAGGCUGGUAAGCUCUGAAAUAUUAUCUUUAAAGGCACUAUAGUUAUGUCUACUGGUAAAACCAAGUUAAUGCUCAGCUAGGAGCAGAUAGAAUGAAGAUCUUCAGAAAUGCAGUAGUUUUAAAAUACUAUUAAUAAAUGACACUAUUUAAGAGAUGGGUUCAAAUGGAAAUAUGAAUGUUUUGCUCUCAAGGGGGUUCUUUAUACUCCUUUAGCACUCUGAACAGGAUACAUAUUUCUGACAGUAGCUUUCUAACUUGUGUUUCAUAGACCUGGGGUUCCUGUCUUCCCACUUGCCUCUUCUAUUCUCCUUUUUUAAUCGCGCAUGACGACCUCUUGUCAGAAUGAUACGGUUUAAGAUGUAUAUGUAAUGGUUUUGUUUUUCUUCAGAGAAAGCUAUUGAAUUAAGGCUUGCCAAAAUAGAUCAUACUGCAGUCCAUCCCCACUUGCUAGAUAUGAAGAUUGGACAAGGAAAAUAUGAACCUGGAUUCUUCCCCAAACUUCAGUCUGAUGUUCUUUCUACAGGGCCAGCAAGCAAUAAGUGAGUAAGCUAUGUUUGGAAGAUCUUCUGCUUAACAAAUUGCACAAUUUGGGGGCCAUUCAGCUUUUGAAUUGGGAGUCGGUUGUGAUAACUAUAAGAUGUAGUAUGCUGGUGACAGUUGAGACUUGGAUGUAAUGGUGACAGUCAUGAACAUACGAACUUACAGGUGAUAUGCUAACCAUUCUAGAGUUAAGUUUUGAAGCUACAUACUAGAGCAGGGAACAAAAGUGAGAAGUGAAAAAUUAAGCAUCCAGUUUUUCUUGUAAUCUCAACUUCCACAAAUAAACUUUGACUAUCAUAGUCAGUUUUCAAACAUUUAUAAUAAAAAUAUGUUAUUUUUGGGGUUUGACCUAGUAUAGGUUUCUGGUUAAACUGUAUGUUGUACUACUUUUGACCACAUCUCCCUAUUGACUGCAGUCCAGAACGGACAUAUAUAUUCCCUUUUUCAGUUUGUGAGCUAGAAUACAUUUUUAAAAUAUUGAUUAUAAUUUUCUAGAUGGACCAAACGAAAUGCACCUGCACAGUGGAGGCGGAAAGACAGGCAGAAGCAGCACACAGAGCACCUUCGUCUUGACAAUGAUCAGAGAGAGGUGAAAACUGUUGAGCAUAAUUUCCAAUCUAAUGUCUUUAUUUUCUACAGAAUAAUAAUGUAGGUUAUCAGACUGUAUGUAUAAGAUGCUUUUCCCAACCCCAUGAAAAAGCAUAGUCCAGUUCUUCAUCUAAUAUAAAUAGUAACCUAUUCUAAAAAUAAAGGUCUUUGCCAGGGGUUGUCUGUCUUUGGGGGCCUUUGGGCACAUUUGAAAUAGGAGAAACUAUUGUAGAUCUCUCUCUCUCUCUCUCUCUCUCUCUCUCUCUCUCUCACACACACACACACACACACACACACUUAUUUGCUGUCCUUCCCACCAGCAGUUAGGCUUUCAAAAAUGUGUUUACUUUUUUUCAAGCUAGUUGGGAGGUGGUGUGAACUUCCUGGAGAAUGCAGCUGCAGUCUACAGGAAGGUCACUCUCCACAGCAAUGAGACUUAGAGGAGUUGAUGGUCCCUUCCCCAGCUCUAAUUCCCCAAAACUGCCCUCCUGACAUAGUUGAUCUUGAAACACAGCCUCAUAUUGGUUGCAAUAGAAGGCUUCUUGCAAGCAUAAUUUCAUCAGAGAAGGGGUAGAGCAAUGGGAUCUUGUGGGUGCCAAGAAGGCCUCUCUGGUCCAUGUGCACCCAUGGGCAUUACAUUGGCAAGCCAUGUUUUGUGCCAAAUGCAAUUGUGCACAGCAGCCUAAGACAUCAUGGACUUAUACCCUUUAAGGUUCCCUAAACCUUCCAUGAACUGCCAGCUCCAUUUCUGCAGGACCAUCUGGUGAUGGUUGCAUAACUCCAGCUUUCUCAUCUCAGUCCAUAGGAUGGGUCUUUAUCUUGCAAAAUCUGUCUGGAAGAAGACGAAUUUACCUCUUUCCUUUCCACAUUUCUGUAUUGGCAAGUGUAAAUUUACACUGUCACAUCAAUUUACACCAUCACCUGCCUUAUGUGAGGGUUGGAUUGCACACUCCUUACCCCUUCCUGAUUAGUGACUUUCCGCUGAACUAGCAAUUCACACACAUAACACAAAGUAAAGGUGGGCUGGACAUCUUCUUGACAUCUAUGAGGACCCAUGUUGUUUGCAUGUAUGUUUUGGGGAAACAGCCUUACAGUGUGGUUAUACAGUGUGGUUAUAUUGUUUGUUUUUUGUUGUGGUUUGUACCCUGUUUGCUUUCUCUCUCAUGCCUUCCCUCUAGCCUUGAUAAUGACUUCUCCACUAGACUUUCUGAGGUUUGGUUGUCAUCUUCCAAUACCCAAAGAGUAUCAAUAUGCCAUUGAUGUCAAUUGGGGGGGGGGAGCAGUUAUAUAAUCACUGAAGAACAGUCUUCUGCUACCCCAAAUAUGUAAAAACUGAGUUCUAAGCUUCUGUCAUUUUCUUUUUUUAAAAAGAUCUUGUCUUAUGUGUUGAUGCAUGCAUUUUAUUCUUUUCUCUGUUGAAAUCUGUUAUUUAUAAAUUGCAUUACAUCAUUAUUCUUUCUCACUUUGGAAAGACAUAAAUUGUCUUAAGCAGCCUCUGUCCUCUUUUUGCAUGUGUGCUCUCAUUAUUUCAUGUCUGCUUACCAUGCUUUCAUCUAACAUGAGCUAUAUUAUUUUUGGUUUGUUUUUGUUUUUUGUUUUGCUGUCUUUCCUAUUUUGCCAGCAGCUGGAUUUUCCUUUGCCAGACCUUCAGUUGCAAUUUUGUUUAGACUUGGACCAGCAUGAUUGGCCUUUCAGGCACUCUUUUAAAUCUGUUUCAGAACUAUACCUGGUAUGUUGUGUUUAUGUAGGUACAUUGUGUGUGCGUGUGUGUGUGUGUCUUGUUAUAUAUAAUAUGAAAACAUGGUGUUCGGUUAUGGUACUGAACAAAAAUACAUAGUUAAGUAUGUAUUUCAGAGUCCAAAGAGAAUUUCUCUUACAGUGGCUGAUAAGUUCAGUCCAAAUGCAUUUUAUUUGAUAUUAACCUGGGAUCAUCUUAUUAUUAUGCUAUUACAAAUUUAUUGGAUAGUGUAAUCAGUGCAAUGGUUCUCUAUUCAUGCAAUAAAAUGCUUCAGUUUUUUCUUGAACAAUAACAAUAGCCAGUUAUUGAUCUCCAGUACAAUAAAACAAAAGGCAUUAAUGCUUUGAGAACUCAAUAUGCCAUUUUUUUUAGAUAUUUCUUUACAAAAGAGCAAAACAUAUACUUCCACAUAUAAGUGCUUUAAGUGUUUUAAAAGUUGUGCAUUUCUAUAUAUGUAUGUUCCUCUUUGUUUAUAGAAGUAUAUCCAAGAAGCUCGGAAUCUUGGCAGCACUAUUCGGCAGCCCAAAUUGUCUAACCUUUCGCCAUCAGUAAUUGCCCAGACCAACUGGAAAUUUGUUGAAGGUUUGCUGAAGGAAUGUCGAAAUAAGGUAUUGUGCUGGUCUUUAUUGAGGCAGCCUUUGCUAGUACUAUGGAGCUAGGUAGUAGACUAUGUCCUAAUCUUAUGGUGCCUCGAUACUGAGAUGGAAGGCUCCUCCAUUUAUUUCAAUGGAGGGAGGGAUUUCAUGCAUAGAAAGGGAUGUGCCUCAAAAUUGCUCCCUCUUGUGUAAAGUAUGGGGAAGUCCCCUUGUACAGGAAUUUUGUGGAUACUCAAGUUUAGUCAUAAAAAAGAGUACAGUUCAGAUAAUGUACUCUUUCCUCCAUAUUGUGGUCAUGGUUUCUUCUUUUUUGGUCUCAGAGCCACAACUGAUGCAAUUCUUCUUAAGGCUGUUUUAUGGUGCCCAUAAAUGUUGUGAUUUUUUGUACAUGAUUGUACAUGCAGGGAGUUGGACUAGAUGACCCUUGGGGUUCCUUCCAACUCUACAGUUCUAUGCAGGAACAGAGAGGAGCAUCUAAUCUUGGUUUUCUGGUACUUGUAUCUGUCUGAUGCAGGUUUCUGCUGUAUCCACAAAUCAGUAUUAAAUGUUUUGCAUGUAUCCAUAACUAUGGGAAGUUUUGAAGCAGAUCUUACCUUAAAGAAUUCUGUUGAUUUAACAGUGCCAAGGGUUAGCCUUAAGUAAUCUGCUAUUAGUCAGCUAGAGGAAGAUGGAUUGAACAGUGUGUGUGAAAUCAUGCUUGUAUUUCAGCUGAGCCCUCUAUUAGCUAAGCCCAUCUUUCAAGACUGAUAAAUUGGAAUUGUCAAAUGAUAGCAACAGUGGGUAUAAGAAGUAAAGUCUGCAGUGUGAGAUGAUUAAGGAUAAACCUUAGAGGCAAAUAAUAUAUCUGUAAGAAAAGACAGAGACACAGGACUGUCUCUGCUUUAAAGUUGUUACCUGAGAAAGAUGAGAUGCUUUUAUUGAUAGUGGCAAAGACCUGUGUAAAAAAUGAGCUGAAACUGUAUCAUGUUCUGUUCCUGUCACAAUUGCUCUAUAGCGCUAGCAUUUUAUACCAUCUUACAAGAACAGCUGUAAAGUCUAUUAUCAAUUGUUUAAUUUUUCCUGGGGCAUUUGGAGGAAAAUGUGUUGCUGUGUCAGAUUGUCAACCAAGGUCCUGUUGUUAAAGUUGUCUGCUGUAGCACGCAAUGUAAAUUAAUUUACUGAAAUGGAAAGGCACAUUCCUUAAGCCUAGAAGAAAAACUGCUUCUGUAAUAAUUUAUAGAUAAAGAGAUUUGCUAGUGUAAUGAUGAGAUUGUUGAUAACUAUUGAAUAUUUCUAAAACAUAAUCUUAAUAGGUGAGGAACCUUAAAGUGGUCCCCUUUCUCCCUGUUUCAUCAUUUAUCCUUUUCUGAGGGCACCAUUUCAGGUGAAUCCUGAAACAGAGAGGUAGGGUGUGACACAGUGAUAUUUGCUGUUUUGGGGAGAUGAAAAAGGGCUUAAAAUGGUGACAUGGUAUUAAUUUUAGAAGCUGCUGGUUGUGCUGGCAACUUUGGUAGCAGAGGCAGAACUAUCCGUACUACAGUGACCACUGUAAAGCCCUUCCUCUCCUCAACAAAGUGGGGAGGGGAGCUUCUUUGGUGCACCCCUACAGUAGAUAAUUUCUGCAGAGUGGAGAAUCCCCAAACAGCAUCAUCAUGAGUGCAGUUUUCCUAGUAAGUCAUAAACAUACCACAACUUUUUUUCUCUUCGAACCUGAAGUUACUUUACAUAAGCAGACAUGCACAAAUGUGCAAAGUAUAACAGUUGUUAAUUAGAAAUUCUAGAUUGUAUGUAGACAUGUCCUCCCAGAUUUUUUCCAGUUUAAUCUAUGAUUUUCCACCCAAGGGUUAGGUGGGGUGCAGGAAUCCUGAGAUCUUUAAUUGUAUUUUCCUAAUUCAAAGAUGAGAAAUAUGGGGCACUCGCAGUAAUUUUCAUCCACAGAGGUAAUGUGUUUAGGAUUAUCAAUUUUCCAUUAGGGACAAGUAUAGCUGCAGAGCAGUUUUUGCAAGACAAUGGCAACAUACGUUCUACAGAUUAGAAAUAAAUCAUAUAAUGCUUGAACUCAGAGGAGGAUACGGAGUGCCUAUAGUAUGCGCAGAACACACUUUUGUUUUCCAAGCAGCGAUGUUUCCAAAUGCCUUUUCUGGCUGUAACCACCUGUGCUAUACCCCAUGACAUGCCAGUGGGGCCCAUGGUGCUCAUGUAUGGAUUUGGGGGGAACAAGGGCUUCAGCAGGAAGGGGGUGGGCGGGAAAGCCCUGUUCAGCAAGUAUAAUUCUCUGUUCACAUUUCUUUUUGAUCUUCUAGACCAUUGUGUUUUGAAUCUCCCGGUUUUCUUAUUGUCUGAUUUCUGACAUAAAUAAUAUUGCAGAACAGGUGGUGUGGAUUUGCACACACAUGCAAACCAUAGACUUACGUUCACCUUUCCAUUGUGCUGAACCACUGGUGUCAGCAACUUUUCCAUUGUGCUGAACAAGUUUGCCAUGUCUGAUUUCUAUAGAAAAACAAGGCAGAAAAGUGAACAAUGCUGGCAGUAUGUCGCAACAGAUAAUCAUUGCCAGUUAAAACAACACAUUUUAUAAUUAAAAUCACUGUAUUUUACUCAGCUAACAUGUUGCUCACAUGAUGUGAAGGCUGUCUAAUAUUCUGGUGGUUUCAUCUGACAAAUAGUAACUGUCCAUUUCUCUUUCUGUCUCAAAAGACAAAGAGAAUGCUAGUGGAAAAAAUGGGUCGUGAAGCAGUCGAACUUGGUCAUGGUGAGGUGAACAUUACAGGUGUAGAAGAGAAUACAUUAAUAGCUAGUCUCUGUGAUCUCUUGGAAAGGAUAUGGAGCCAUGGUCUGCAGGUGAAGCAGGUAAGAAUUGAAAUUACCACUCUACAAUUUUUCAAAUAUUUACUUACCUUUUAAAAAUGUGCCAUCUUUUUGUAUUGUUUUCAGAUAUUAAGAAAGAGUUGUGCUGAUACAUGCUUGAAUUUUUUUGAAUGAGAUUGAAAUCUUUUAUGUAAAUUAGAAUUUGCAUUUUAGGUAGAGCUGCUUAAUUUAAUACUAAGGGUUGGAUCCAGCGGAGGAUCUUCUCAAUGGAGGACGUAGAGAUAAUUUUGACAGAUUCCUCUUUCAGUACUCAUGGUUGCCUCCUACACUUCUGAAUGCAUCUCCAAUACCCCAAGGAAAGUUUUUGGGGGGUUGCUGGGGAAAGGAGAAAUUCAAAAAAUUACCUCUUCCCCAAUCCAUCAACUGGACAGAGAACACAUUUUCUGUGAGCAAAGCUAUGCUCACGGGAUUUCUGGAUCCAGUGCAAGAAGUCCUGACUUUUACUGUAUUUUCCCUUGUUUUUUUUAACCUUUACUUUGAGCUUUUAACUAGAAAAUGAUGAAGUAAGGCACAAAGUCUCAUUCCUUUAAAGAGAAACUGCACUGAUGGAUUUCCUGUAUGAAAUUGCAGUUACUUAUACAUAAGUUCAAAGGAGAACAAAAAAAUUGAAUUUUGGUUAUCUAAGGAGCUUUGGUGGCCUUUAUAUCUUGUUUUGUAGAUUAGAACUUCCUGGUUUUUUUGUUGAUAACUUAGGUAGAGCUACCUUUGCCCAAAUCCACUUCUAGACUGUAACAGUUUCUGUGUGUGCAGGUAUAUGCUGUCUGACUCUUACCCUCCCUCUUAUAUACUACAUAGGAUAGAAGCUGUACUACUUUCAUCCUAGAAGAUAGAGCAUCAGUAUACUCUGCUACAACUCAGAUUUGGGCCUUUCAGACCAGCAAGCGGCCAACCCUACAUAAGGUUAAUUCUUUGAAUUGAUUGAAGAUGUUGGCAAACAGUGCUGAACGGUCUGUUGUGGUAGAGUAUUUAGGAAUCUGAUGGAAGAAGUGCAGUAUAUCCAAGCACUUCUGAAAUAAAAGUGUAAAAAAAGAAUCACAAUUCCUCCUUGUAAAACCAGUUUUGGUUUUCAACCACAGAAGCCUGUUUCUGUAAAUUUGUUGUUUGAGAAAUCAUCAGUAGAAGAUUAUACCCCCAGCUCCCUCCAUACUACACCCAGCUUUUGCCCCCCCCCCUUUGCUGCUGGAUCGUCUUAGCCCUGCCUAGCUACCAACUUGCUCUUCCAUUUGUGAUUGCGGCCUCAUAUUUAUCAACCCAGUUAAUGUUGCAAGAUGUAUGAUACUGCUUACCUGUCAGCUUUGAGAGUAUUUUUCCUUCUUUGUUGUCAUCUCUUGUACGCAUGCCAUUCUUCUCCCUUGACUUUGUCCAUAUCUCAGCAUGCAGUUCAAGGAAAUGAAUUGUUACCUUUCAUGUGAGCUUUUCAUUCAUAAUUCCACACAAUGUGAUUUUCAUUUACUAUAAGCUCACUUGGGCUUUUGUGCUCUUUACAUGAUCUGUUCCAGCACUGGAGCCAGCAUAUAUGUUGUUCAUCAUGUAAGUGUAAUAUUGAGAGAGAUGUUUACAAUGAUGUCUUUAUUUACGCAUUAAAUCUCUUUUGUGUUGUCUGCCUGCCUUAUUGUUUACAGGGCCAUCAGUACCAUAAGUCCUAAACCAGAAUUUAAAAGGGUCUUCUAAUCCAGUCUCCUACUGCAAGGCAGGAUCAUUUACUCUCUAGCUUUUCACAAAUCAGGCAGUGAAAUCCAGGCCACAAUGGGCCACAGGCAGGGAGUAGGUGUAUUGCAGAAAGUGCAUGCUGAUUUUCUUGAGUCAUAUGAAGUUAAGCCAGGGGUAAAGAAAAAUAAGUGGUCAAAAAUCCAAACAUCUUGAGGGGAAAAAUUUUCUUGGCUCCAGUUUGAUGGAUAAGAAUGAGAAAAAUCUAUUCAUUGCAUAUUCUUGUCCUGAUACCUGUAUGAGUGAGCCACCAGAGCAGAAAUGCCAAUACAGCUUACAUUAAUCUGAUUGAGCCUAUUUAGUUUCUUUAUUCCUAUUUUAGAAUAUACCAGUUAAAUGAACAUUGUUUUAAUUAAUAAUGUGAGAAUAAUUUCAAUAUUUGCUAUAAAUCAAAUGAUGUUUGUUAGAAAUAAUGAACUUGUAUAAUUAUUUACUUCAACAUUCCUUAGUAGCCUAUGCAUUUUUCUGUGUGUCUCCAAUAAUGUUCACCUAUAACAAUUAAAAACUACAUUCUGAUUCCUGACCAUACAUUAGUGAAUUUUUAGCUGUCAGUAUUUAUACUCAUACACUUCUUGCCCUAAGUAACUUUUCUUAGUAAUAUGUUACCCUCCCUGAUAAAUGAUCAGUUGUAAAAGGCACUUCACAUUUUGCAAGCACUCAAGAAAUCCUUGGACUAAAAAGCUUGAAGUCAACAACAGUAAUUAUAAUAAAUUUUGUUAUAAAUCUCUGGCCAUUUCUGCUGUGUUGUUAUUAAAUCAGGUGUAUUUAUAAGAUGCGCUGGUUUCCAUGUUAGCCUUUCUUUAACUUCUCAGAAAAUUCUUUAUAGCGAGUCUGGGAUGUGACCCAAAAAUUUUUUCUGUCACCAUCUUUUUUAAUUCUGAUAUCAUCAGUGUUACCCAGAUCUUCCUUGGCUCAUGGUAUAUCUCACCUAAACAAAAUAAAGAAGGGAAAGGUUAAUGAGCACUGAUUCCUUCCCUCCCAGCAGCUCUCCACCUUCUCUGGUUGCUGCUUCCUCAACUCUCUGUUUUGGUCUUGGUAACCUUAAAUAACAGCAACUCUAUCCAACACUAGGAAUGAAGUUCAAUGGCAGCUGGGUGAGAAUUACUUAGAUUGAGAAAGGCAUGUUUUAAUUCUCCUGCUAUAUGUACAAUAAUCAGUAAUAUGAUAUUAAUUCCCAUGUUUGCUUGAAAUAUAGCAAUGUUUGUUAUGGGAGAUAAUGAAUUUUAAUAAUUAUAUAUUUAAUGUAACUUUUUUCUGUGUCUAAAUAUCAAUGCAAAUCUUUUUGCAUGUUAAAUACAUUUUUGGUGUUAGUUAUAAAAUGGAAUAUGCAAAUACUUUAAUCCACUCUUCAAGACUUAACACAUGCACACUUAUCUGGGAGUAAGCCGUACUGGAAACACUGGCGGUUACCGAUGAAUAAACAUGCUGAAGACUAGGCUGCAGUUGUAUAACAUUCAUGAUCUGCACUCAUCCAGUAUGGUUAUAAGCAGCUAUAAACUUGAAUUAGUUUAGUUUUUGUACAGUCUACCUUUUAUCUAAUUUGUACAAGUAUAUAAUUUUACUGGAAUGCCAAGUCAGAAGUUUAACAUCUGAAGGAUCCUAUCUGAAUAUUUGAAUAUUUGAGGUCAUAUGUAUCAACCACUAUUCAUUAAUUUUCUCAGUAUUAGCUGCUAUAACAAUCUUUAGCAUUCAUCAGUCAAUUUAUAGAUGCUCUUUAGUGUCUCACAUUUUUUAUAGAUGCUCGUUAGUGUCUCACAUUUUUUAUACUCCAGAAUAAUGCUAUAUCCUAAAUUUAUUUAACUAACGUAUAGUAGUAUUUGUUUUAUGUUUUGCUUUUUGACCAGCAUUCUCAAAAUAACUCUUAAAAUUUAUUAAAUACAUUGAGAUAUUAAAAACCAUGUACCGGUACUUAAUACAAGCCUAACAGAGAGUCAUCUGAUACUGAAUUUACCUGUCUCCAUCUUUCCCUUUGUUCUUCCCAUCCCAUGUUAAUGAUAAAAGGUCUUGGAGUAGGAAGGGAGAGCUCAGUUGGAGCAGAAGGCAAACCUGGUUUUUGUCUUUACCUGAUUCCCUCCUUCACCUUUAAUGCUUCAAAGAUACAGCCUACACAGGUUUUAUUUCUGUACAAUAAGUUGUUUAAUUCAUUUGCAUCAUAUUUUAUGAAUGCUUUGUUACCACUCACAUCUGGUGAGAAGUACUGGCUUUCUGGCAGAUCCUUGUGUGUGUAUGAUAGAACAUGUUAAUUUUGACAUUUAUGACAGUGUCAGAUUUAAUUAAUGGAUCCCGCUGGUGGAAACUCGUGUGAGUUCAACUAGCACAACAGGAUUUCCCAUCCUCUCCUCCCCCUGUGUCUCCCACUCCUAUAUUGGCUUGAAGGGGUCAGGAGAACCCCCAUAACAGUGCACCGGGGGGGGGGGGGCGAAGGGAGAUUGUUCCAUCAGGCAAGCAGAAACUGACAAAGUGAUCUCCUUGGGGCUGAAUUCCUUCUAAGGUAAACUGAUUUUGGUUACAUGGUGGUGAUCUCCAUGGAGGAAAUAACUUAUGUGUGGAGUUGCACUUAUUCUUAUGCUUCUUUUCAUUUAUCUACAGCUUACCCACGUUUUAUAUUUGGUGGUUAUUAGCCCUAUGUGAACUAGUCCUUUAGGGUAUUCUCUUCCACAUGCCUUGCAAACUAUGUUGCAGUCAUAAUAGGUUAUAGCAUGUUUCUCUUUGAAAUAAUGAGUUCUCUCUUACAGAUAUAAUCACCCUGCUGCUAUUAACCUGAACACUUAGUCUGGAAUGCUGGGGAAGGGUGACAGGAGCCAAAUUGGGUCCUAUUACAACAAAUGAGUGAAUGGGUUUCAUUAUGUUCUAUUAUGCUAGGUAGAUAUCAGCUUUCAGAUGGUAUUUUUGAUGAUCUGUAGAUUGCUCUGGACAAAGCCACGUGCUGGUUGGUCUUUGUGCCACUCAGGAAUUAAAUUUGUAACAAUCAUGAGAGACUAGGCCAUCCAGUUCUUGCUUAGGAGUCAUUUUAGUAGCUGCUACCACUUUUUUUACAUCCAGUUAUGCAAGGAUUUCUGAAAGGUUGUCUAGAAUUCUGUUGUUCUGGGCGAUAGAAAGAGCCAGGACACUGGUACCUAAUGUGUUAAGAUUGGACUCAGCAUCUGGCAGCCCAAGCCACAAUCUGGAAGACAACUUCUCUACAAGAAAGACGUGGAUGCUUUAAAGCAGGACAGAAGGGUUUGGGGAGCAUGCAUUGUUUACAAGGGAAAGUAGCUGGCUGAUGAGGAACAGCUCCAUGAUUUGGUUCAAGGUCAAGAAUCAAAUUUUGGAAGCUGGCGACAACAUAGAUGAAGUGCAGACUUUCCUUUCUAUAUCUGAGGCCAGUGCGGAUCCAUUGAAUCUGCAGCUAGGAAAUGGUGCCCCAGUUUUAUCAGGGUUUCAUAAAGAAUGAGAAGCUUAGCUGUAGUAAGAUCAUGCACAUGCGUUACCUCUGUAUUGUACUGUACAGUAUUUUAUUAUAUCCAAAUUCAAGUGUCUUGGCAAGACUUUGAGAUUUGACCAGAGCUUUGGACAAACCAGGAGCAAACAAAUUCUGUUAAAACAAAACAGCCCGUUCAGGAAAACAGAAGAUAAAUUCAGGAAUAUAGAAAAUAAACAUAAAAUGGGACUUUAAUUAGAAGUCUGUCCUAGAAUAAAUGUAGUGGCAUUCAGUAGGAUUGCAUGCAGGUACCUGUGAACGUAUAUUGGGAAUAAGUCCCAUUAAAUCCAGUGGGCCUUAUUCCCAAGUUUGAGUAGACAUAGGGUUGUAGCCUUGGAUUUAUAAAGAAUGACCCAAAUAUCCAGAGUAAAUUAAGUCUGUCAAAAACAGCACAGUAAAAUCUGCCCAGCUCGGCAGAGACUGGCAGUAGAAUUUAAGUUGGUUUGUCAACAUUACCAUGUCCCUUAUUGAGGGAUGGGUUUCCUUUUGAUUAUGAUCUGACGGGAAUGGGGAACUAUAGCUCUCCAGCUGUUGCUAGACUACAACUUGCAUAAAUCUCUGACUAUAGGCCAUUCUGGCCGGGGCUGAUAGGACAAGUGGAGGACACCCACCUGUGUGUCAUAAGAACACAACAUUAGUAUUGCCACACACGUUGGUGAUAGCUUAUUAAAUUUCUCUUUAUCAAAGGCAGGUUACAGUAAAGUUGAGAACCUUUUCAACAAAGGCUAGGUUAAUCUGGAUAACAUACCAGUUUUGCAUGCCUUUGAAUACUGCAUUUUAUAUUUAUAUUGCUUUCUCAGACUUCUUGUGAUAUGAAAUGACUGGGUAGUGGAGUACACAAUAGAGGCUCAGCUAUGAGAAUAUGUGGUCAGAGUGGAAGUAGUUGAUGUGUAUAGCUUGCUUUAGGCUGAUUGGCAGUUUAAUGGAAUCAUUUAGUGAAUAUAGGAAAAGGUUGGUGUGUAGAUUUGUUGUCGAGAUUUUGUCUCGGUACAGUAGUAUCUGAUGAUUUAAUAUGGAACAUUUUUGAAUAAAACUAAAGAUAUGAAUAAUGCUCAAAAUUAGUAAUUUAUGCUGCAUUUGACAAUCUUUCUUUUAAAUCUUAGGGGAAGUCUGCUUUGUGGUCACAUUUGUUACAUUACCAAGAAAAUAGACAGCGAAAACCUACAUCCGGAAGCUUCAGUACCUCAGGUAUUGUUAGUUUGUAUGAAGGUUAUGAACAGUGUUCUCCAUUUUGAGAAAGAAAAAGUCACAAAAGAGUGAUUGCACCAAGCACAGAUUUAUUAAGUUAUAUUUAUUUAUUAACUUCAACAAUGUAUAUUAUUAUUUCACACCAAGUCUUUUACGUGUUGCACAAUAAGAAUACAAAAAAGAUACAAAUGAUAUAAAAUCAGUUAAACUUAACCAUAAAAUCAGAAAAAUGCCUGCUGAAAUAAAAAGGUAUUCACUAAGUGCCAGAAGUUAACAGAGAACAGGUUUGUUCGAUCGUGACUGGGAGGGAGCUGCACAGAGUUAGGUCCACAGCACACAAGCUGUAUGUCUGACUCAUGGGGAUAACUAAUAGUGACUCCUCUGAGGACGUCCUUGAUUGGGCAGAAGAACAAGGAAUCAGGUGGUCUUUAAGGUGGGCAUAUGAACAGUCAGUGCAAGCUAUGUGCUGGUGGAAGUCUGUCCCCAGGAACAGUCUAGCUGCAGCAUUUUGCUCCAGGUGAGCUUCUGGACCUGGCUCCUGGGUAACCACACAUAGAGUGCACUGCAAUAACUGAGUCUUGAAAUUAGCAGUGCAUGCAUAACUGUGUCCAGGCUAUCCCUGUCCAAGAAUGUCCAUAGCUUUAGCUGGUAAAAGGCAUUCCUAGCCACUGAGACUGCCUGAGCUUACAGCAACAAAUAUGUAUCCAGGAGCACCCCCAACUAUGAACAUGCUCUUUCUGAAGGAGUACAAAAGCUGAAGCCAAGUCACCUGAUCACAAUACAUUUCAUCCAUCAGGGUGACUAAGUGUGAUUCAGUCUCAAAACCUGCCACGACCUUCCCUAUAGUGAGAAUAUUUGGAACUGGUUGGUAGUCCAAACCAAUGGGUCCAGGGCUAUAUUUUUUAAGAGUGGCCAUAGGUGGCAGUGAUCACUCCCUCAUGCAAUUACACAUUAACUAUCAUAUGGAUCCAAGAUGGGCAGGGGUCAUAUCUAGAAGCAUAUCAUCUAGAGCUCCAGGGAUUCUUCUUCCACAGUGGGAGUCAGCAACCUCCAGACUAUCCAAAAGAGCCCUGUGGGCUGGCUGCUAGGUUCUUGUGAAUGUUUGCAGUAAGCCCAAAUAUUCAUUUGCUGACUAAGUGCAUUGCUAAAAUGGAAAGCAUUUACCAGUGUAAAUACAAAUCAAUAUUUGUACUAAUACAAAAUGUUAUCUUUAAUUUAGGAAUACUACUUGAUUCAGAAAGAAGGAAGUCGGAUGCCAGCCCAGCAAUGUCUCCCUUAAGAGUAUCUCUCAUCCAAGACAUGAGGUUGGUUUUAAAAAACAACAAAAACACGAAACUUUCAUGAAAGGUUUAUCAAUAUUUUAAGUACAGCUGACUUUAAAAUAGCUCCUGUUAGCUUUUUUAGUUAGCCUCUUUUUCCUGAUUUGAGAUGGACAGUGCAAUCCUAAGAAUGGUUACUGAGAAGCAGGUCCCAUUGUGUUCAGUGGGUUUUACUUCCUAGUAAGCAAGUUGAGGAUUGCAGUUCUAGUUCUUCUCUUCCAAAGUUCUCCUUAAGUGAUUAAAAGUCAGUGUCUGUUUUUCUUUUUACAGUGAAAUGACUUCUUGUAAAUUAAACUCACUCUGUGGAGAAAAGGCCUAAUUCAAAAUUGUGUGAAGCUGUAGGAAUUGGAUAGGUUAAGUUUAUUUUAUCAUAAGCAUUUAUAGGCAAGGCUAUUCCAUUGGAUGCAUGGAAUGAACUUAAAAGGGUAGUUUAUUAUUAUAUUUGUUAAAUUUCUGCCCUGUCCUCUGUCCCAAAGGAGCCAGGGCUAGUGUGUCUGCAUGUAUGUGUGUACUGUGGAAGAAAAACCCAGUUAACAAGUUGAGCUUGAAAGUUAAAAAGUGGCAUCCAACCAACUAACUAACUAACUUGUUCCAUCAACACAGAGAUUUCCACUUGCACAGUAGAACUUCCUCCCCAUCUCUGUGUGCACACCCCAAAGCUGAACCACAGACUUUGGAGAAUACCCAGACCAGAUUUAGGGGGCGCAGGAGGGGGAAAGUUCUGCUGAGCAAGCAGAAAUCCUUCCACUGAUGGAAUGAGUUAGUUGAGUGCCUGUCCAUUUCAUGCAUUUUAAGUAGACUUUAGCAUAUGUAGUACAUUAAUAUGGCAACUACUCUCAAGUAGCAAGUAUUAAGAUUGUCUUAUUUUACCUUUAGUAAUUAAGCAGUAUAUAAAAUAGCUUAAAUAUAUGAAUAAGCACAGAAUGCAAAAAAAACAAGAGUGCUUUAUCUUUUGUAGCAGUUAGAUUCAGUAGGUAUAUAUGCUGAGCAGGAAGAAGUGAAUGGUUUCAGAACAAACUAAUAAUCUAUUGAGCAUUUGUUGUAUGAUAGAGAAAUAUAGACAGGUACACUUUUUAUGUCAUAUGACAUUGCUGUUGUAGUCAUUGCUGAUAAAUAUUUUAUUACAGGGAGGGAAAUCUAAGACAUGGGGGCUACCAGAAGGCUCUCUGUCCAGUCCCCAGGUCUCUGUCUGGCCAUCCCUGUCUCUCCAGUCCACCCCCCGCCCCGACUUUGCUUCAUACCUUCCUUGUCCGGGAGGAAUUUACAAAGCUAGCAGCUUUCUAAUAACGUUCUCUCUUCUGGAAACAAUGAUUAAUGCUGAGGCCUAGAAGUUCCUAGCCAUUAAUGAAAACAAAGCAAAUUCUCAUUAUUUUUAAUUAUUAUCCUUGAUAUCAACUGUGCUAAAGAUAGAUAGUAAGAUCACUUAGGUAUAUCUUGUGUUUUUUGAGGGAGAGGGAUGUUCAUCCUGCACAAUUUUAUAUUCCUUUCACUGGUUAGUAAAACCUCUUUAAAUCCUACUUCAAUAUUUACUUGCACUUACGGUUAUUUCUGCUACUUUAGUUAGUUAGUUAGUUAGUUAGGGCCAAACUAAAGAGGGCAGCAGUAUUUAUUCAUGGGUUUGCUCCAUAAAGGAGUGUGUGGAGCAAUCAGUCUUUCUUUUUCUUCGACAUGCAGUGGAGCACAUGGGUGUGGGGAACUAAACCCUGCCCUCUCUCCCACUUUUCCUCACUGAGUUUCAUUGCUUCAUUCAAUUUUUCUUGCAGCUCAGUUCUGCUACCUAGGCUCAUGAGAAGAUUGUUUGAAGCAAUGGAAUGCAAUGAUGUAAGAGAUAGGCAGGGGCAGUGCCAAGUUCUCUUUACCCACUAGCUUAAUUUGAAUAAAAUCUAAACACUCUGACUUUAUAGGUGAAUGGGGCAGACUUGUAAAUAAAAUACUAGACUGUAAUGUCUAUUACAGUGGUAGCCAGUGUAUGCCUGCUAGAUAUGGUUGGACUAUAAUUCCUAUCAAUCCUGGCCGGCAUAGCUAAUAAUCAAGGAUAAUGGGAGUUGUAGUUCAGCAAUAUCUGGAAGGCUUUCUGUUGGUUCGCCUGGGGUACUGUGCAAUGCAUUCCUGUCAGCUUCUUUUCUAACUCAGUAAAAAGUAGGACAGCACAAUAACCUGCUUUUCCUUCUCAGGCAUAUCCAGAAUAUAAGUGAGAUCAAAACUGAUGUUGGUAAGGCUCGAGCUUGGGUUCGGCUCUCUAUGGAAAAGAAAUUACUUUCCCGCCACCUGAAACACCUUCUUUCUGAUCAUGAACUCACAAAGUAAGUUGAGUCCAGCUUGAGGUUAACGGAGAUCUGUUGGUUUGUGGUAGUUGUUUUUUAAAUAGACUUGCCAUAGCCUUUAGCAAAGAAAAUAGAUAACACAGUAUAUGAUUUUAUCAGGUACUGAUAAAGCUGCUUGAGAAACAGAAUAAUCUUGAAAAAGGAUAGGCUUGGAACAAAGAGGGCAUGCAUAAGUUUGCAUUCAGAAAAUUUGGGUUCAUUCCCUUUGCUACAUAUUUUGUAUAGUGAUGGUCAGAAAGUCCAAAAUAAACUAGAUGAAGACAUCUCCAAAACAGUAUUUCUUUCAGCUAUCUUAAACUGGAAGACUGUUGGUUUCAACUUUGAAAAAUAUAACUCUUAUGAAAAAUGACUAUAAUGGGAUAAUCCUGAUGUGAGCUAUUGUGAGCACCUUAGAGGCAGGGUAGGAUCUAAACACAUUAUAGCAGAGGAAUUCCCUUAGCAUCUGUUCUGGUACUAUAGGAAUGAAUUUUCUGUUCUUUACAUUUUUCUCACUUCUUAAUUACAUCAGCACAUUGUUCAAGGCAAUGAAUGGGGGUAAAUAUAACUAGAAAAUUAAGGUAACAAACAAUGCUUGUGCAUGGUAGUUUGCAUUCCAUAAAAACUCUGAUGACCGAAUAAGAUUGCAUUCCUAUAUUCACUUACCUGGGAAUAAUUUCCACUGAACUUAAUAGGGCUUAUUCCUGAGUACACACAAAGGAUUGUGCUGUAAAUUGUGUACAAUUAUUUUAUAUAUUUGGAUACUCUGAUUUUCUUCCUAAACUCAACUUUUCCAAUAACAUUAAAUCUUUUGAUGAGGACUGUGGUGAAGGAAAGUAGGAAAAGGGAAUGGAAAGAGCAGGAAAUUGUGAAUAAGAAUAGGUGAGCAAAUGGGGAAAGGAUGGAAGAAGGUGUAGCCAAAGGGGAGAAUACUCAUCUGUAUAAGGCACUAUAUUUCCUGUGGCCUUUCCUUCUGCUUCCCUUGGUUUUUGAGCCUUCAUCAGCUUUGCUGAUCGGUCUAAGAACGGACCUAAGUUUGUAAACCGAGAUACCACUGUAUUCCUAAUUGAAAUGUUGUCUAUAAGGUGGGUGCAAGCCUACAUGAAACAUCUGUGGAGUAAGGUAGUUAGAAGUCAAAACUUUAGUAGUUACAUGAUACACAUAUUGAUUGGUUCAUUGUAAAUGCCAGCAACCCUCUGUCUGGGAAGUCUUAUUAUAGUAAUAUAUAAUUUUGUUUUCUUUGUCAGAAAACUCUACAAGCGCUAUGCAUUCCUUCGCUGUGAUGAUGAAAAAGAGCAAUUUCUGUAUCACCUCCUGUCAUUUAACGCUGUUGAUUACUUUUGUUUUACCAAUGUUUUUACAACUAUCUGUAAGUAUAGCUUUUAAUUGUUGUGUUACUUUUCAAAGGGUUUAAAGAAUGUUUGACACAUGCGUAUAGCCUCAUUUAUUUUAUAACAGCAUACAGAUAUCUCAUGCUGGGAGUCUACCAAUACCCCUUUCAUGAGAUGAUAUAAUUUGUAACUCUGCAAAGUGUAAAAUCCAUGGUUGGUUGUUUUUGUGAACUUACUAUAAUUUUGUCCGCAGGAAAUAUAUUUCAAACAAAUUUCUGUUUUAUAACACUGAGCAUGAUUCUGUGUGGUAAAUUAGCAGUGAGACCUCAUCGAUACAUUCUAGUAUUUUUGAUUAGCAUAUUGCAAUGCAUUUGAAAUCUUCCCUACCUCCAACACUGCCAGUUUUGUAUGCUUCCUUAUACCGUAUUUUUCGCCCCAUAGGACGCACCGCCCCAUAGGACGCACCUAGUUUUUUUUUGGGGGGGGAAAUAAAGGAAGAUGUCCGAGGCUUGCGGACAUCUGCCAGAAGCAGGGGGCGGGCUCCACAGCUGGCCCCCUGCUUCGGGUUGCAGGCUGCCGCCCCAAGCCUUGCUCGCCCGCUGGGACCUUCCGCCGGGCGCGCGAGGCUUGCGGACAUCUGCCCAAAGCAGGGGGCAGGCUCCGCAGCUGGCCCCCUGCUUCGUGCUGCAGGCUGCCACCCCAAGCCUUGCACGCCCGGCGGGACCUCCCGCCGGGCACGCGAGGCUUGCGGAUAGCUUCCUGAAGCCUGGAGAGCGAGAGGGGUCGGUGCGCACCGACGCCUCUCACUCUCCAGGCUUCAGCGAAAGCCUGCAUUCACCCCAUAGGAUGCACACACAUUUCCCCUUCAUUUUUGGAGGGGGAAAAGUGCGUCCUCUAGGGCGAAAAAUACGGUAAGUUCUCUGCAUUAUCCUUCUCCUACCUGCCUUUUUAUGUUCAUCUUCAUACUCAGCAUGAGUAUGAUAAGUUUCCUAUGCUCUCUUCUGAGCUCCCCUUGUGAGAGAUCCGUCAUUAGUUCUCAGUUCUCUUUUGAAAGACAUGCUGCUUUUGGAGCCAUACAGUAGUUGGACCUGUUUUAACAUCACUAGACUCCAUUGGUACGCUUCUGUCUUUCUGUCCAAAAUAAGCUUUCAGUGAUUUUUCUUUCACUCCCUGGGAGUCUGAGAUCAAGCCUAGCGGAUGAUAUUUCUGCCUAAGAAUAUAGUAUGAUGGGUAUUUGUUAUUCUGCUUCAAUUGUAUUUGCAUUUGUUCUUGGACAACUUGUUUCAGCCAAAUUGUUUUUUUGUUCUGUUUUACAGUGAUUCCAUACCAUAUAUUGAUCAUUCCUAGCAAAAAACUUGGUGGCUCAAUGUUCACAGCCAACCCAUGGAUCUGCAUUUCAGGAGAACUGGGUGAAACAGGAGUCCUACACAUUCCAAGGAAUACACUGGAGAUGACAUUUGAGGUAUGGCCUUACCUAAAGAUAAAAUUAAAAAGAAGUCAAAAAUCAGAAGAUUGCUGGGGACUUUUUCUAUUAUUUUUCUAUUAUUAUUAAUUAAAUAUGCAUAUCGCCCUUCAUCUGAAGAUCACAGGGCAGUUCACAACCUAAAAUAUAUGUGCACCUGUAUAAUACAAAUUGCAUGUAUCUUCCUUUUUGGAAUCUUUCCAUGAGAGCCCAGCAAACCUAUAGAAAAUUAUGAUUAAAAUAUGUUAGCUGGAGAGGGACGUGUAAAACUAUCUCUAUAGACUUUCCAUUGUGUUAUUUUAAAAGUUCCCUUACCAUUUGGUUUGUAAACUUGCUUUUUUCUCUAAAAUGUGGCAUUGUGUUUAGUCAUUGCUAAGUUUGGAUAUUAUUGCUCUGUUCAUUAGACUAUGGUCACUGUGAUGUUUUAUUUCUGUUUUGAUUCAGCAGCUUUCCCCCCACCCCUUUUCUAAUUUUCAGUGUCAGAACCUGGGAAAGCUUACCACAGUACAAAUAGGACAUGAUAAUUCUGGACUGUAUGCAAAGUGGCUUGUGGAAUAUGUCAUGGUGAGAAAUGAAGUAACGGGUCACACUUACAAGUAAGCAGCAUUUCAGCUUUUUUAUCUCAUCUGUAAAUAAAAAUAUACACUGUUUUACAGAGUAUGAUUUGAUGCCUCUUCUUGUUUAUAUCCACUAUAAGCUUAUGUUCACUGAAAUUGGAAUUAAGCUGAAUUAUCUAUUGACUUGUAUGAUUUAGAGUGCUUUCUUGUCCAUUUAAACACUCAAAUUUAUAUACGGUACUGUCAAUGUACAAUAGAUAUUUAUUUGUAUACACUAGUAAAGCUAUGAACACACACACACACACACACACACACACACACACAGUACUGUGUGAGUGCCUGGAGGCAGUUGGAGGAUGGAUGGCGGCUAACAGAUUGAGGUUGAAUCCUGACAAGACAGAAGUACUGUUUUGGGGGGACAGUGGGAGGGCGGGUGUGGGGGACUCCCUGGUCCUGAAUGGGGCAACUGUGCCCUUGAAGGAGCAGGCGCGCAGCCUGGGAGUCAUUUUGGACUCACAGCUGUCCAUGGAGACGCAAGUUAAUUCUGUGUCCAGGGCGGCUGUCUACCAGCUCCAUCUGGUACGCAGGCUGAGACCCUAUCUGCCCGUGGAAUGUCUCGCCAGAGUAAUGCAUGCUCUAGUUAUCUCCCGCUUGGACUACUGCAAUGCGCUCUACAUGGGGCUACUUUUUAUGGUGACCUAGAAAAUGUAAUUAAUCCAGAAUGCGGCAGCUAGGCUGGUGACUGGGAGUGGCCGCCGGGACCAUAUAACACCGGACCUGAGAGAUCUGCAUUGGCUCCCAGUACGUUUCCAAGCACAAUUCAAAGUGUUGGUGCUGACUUUAAAGCCCUAAAUGGCCUUAGUUCUGUAUACCUGAAGGAGCGUCUCCACUCCCAUCGUUCAGCCUGGAAACUGAGAUCCAGUGCCGAGGGCCUUCUGGUGGUUCCCUCAUUGCGAGAAGUGAGGUUACAGGGAACCAGACAGAGGGCCUUCUCGGUAGUGGCACCCGCCCUGUGGAACGCCCUCCCAUCAGAUGUCAAGGAAAUAAGCAGCUAUCCUAUUUUUAAAAGACAUCUGAAGGCAGCCCUGUUUAGGGAAGUUUUUAAUAUUUAAUGCUGUAUUCUUUUUAACACUCAAUUGGGAGCCGCCCAGAGUGGCUGGGGAAACUCAGCCAGAUGGGCGGGGUAUAAAUAAUAAAUUACAGUGGUACCUCGGGUUACAGAUGCUUCAGGUUACAGACUCCACUAACCCAGAAAUUGUACCUUGGGUUAAGAACUUUGCUUCAGGAUGAGAACAGAAAUCGUUCAGCAGCGGCGCGGCAGCAGCAGGAGGCCCCAUUAGCUAAAGUGGUGCUUCAGGUUAAGAACAGUUUCAGGUUAAGAACAGACCUCCAGAAUGAAUUAAGUUCUUAACCCGAGGUAUCACUGUAUUAUUUACUACUACUACUACUACUAUUAUUAUUAUUAUUCUAGAAAAAGGUGCCAGAACUCACCAUAAAUGCCUCCCCUGUUCUCCCCUGGCACCCACCUGAGAACUGCCAGAACUUAGUUCUGGUGAGUUCUGAAAAAAAGCCCUGUCUCAAAGAAGUUUCAUAUCUAAUGAACAUUAUUAAUUACAUUUGGUUGCAUCCAGAGAAAUAUUAGCCAAAGGGGGUUGGUGGAAGGUGACUUUCCCACCUCUCCAAGACCCAGCAGCCCCCAGGUUCCCUUGAAACGCCUCUUCUGAGGGUCAUGGGCUGUGGCACAGGGGAGCUGGAAGGGAAUGCUGAAAAUUGGGUGGAGGCAUCAUCUGUCAGUGGGAGUUCCUGCUUACAAAUGGUGACUCCACCUAAAUGCCAACAAACCCCUCCUUUCCUCUCAGCCCCCCCCCCAGUCUGCCCCAUUUUUCAGGGCCCUCUGACUCUUGUGAUAGGUUUUUCAAGAGGCUGCCAGGGCCUCGUGGGAGUGGGAAAGUCAUUGGUUUGUGUUCCUUUGGUUCAGAUCCAAUUUGGUCAAUAAAUCCAAUCAAUCUGUUGGCUGUCCAAAAUAUCUGUUUGCUUAUGGACCAGAAGAUUCAGAUUUCUGUUUCCAACAGCACAUGUAUGUGGCCCCUGUGGAUUAGUCAGUUACAUAACUCCUCCUGUGAUUAAUACUGUUCAAUUCUUGUGCUGCACCAGUCUUGCAGGGAUGAGAAACUUUAGUAAAUGGAACAUGCCCAGCAUGAAAUAAAAGCCAUUUUACUGAUUCACUUAAUGUAUAGCCUCUUGCUAAAAUCUGGGAUUAAGAGCUGCAUCAUGUGUCUUUUUUCUUAUUUCAUGUCUUUAGGUUUCCAUGUGGGAGGUGGCUUGGAAAAGGGAUGGAUGAUGGCAGUUUAGAGAGGAUCCUGGUUGGAGAAUUGCUGACAUCCCAUUCUGAGGUAGAUGAAAGGCAGUGCAGAACUCCGCCUUUGCAGCAGUCCCCAAGUAUGAUUAGAAGAUUCGUUACAAUAUCACCAAACAACAAACCAAGUAAGCUGGUUAAAUUGAAAAAACAUUUUACUAGUAAUCUUACAUAUAGUAAUAGCAAACUCAGUUCUCUGAGUGUAGUUAUUUAUGUAGCCAAAACAUCAUCCAUACACAUAUUAGUAGACUUGGGGGAGCCCCACAGUUUGUGGAAGUACAAAAAGUCUAUAGGAGGGGAAAUCCUAUGGGGGACAAACCCAAAAAUAGCUCAGUGAGAAUGAAAUGUUGACUGACUGACUUGUGGGAGGUGGGGAUGAUUAUCCUGAAAAAAGGGAAUGGCUGACAGGUUGGAAUUUUGAACAGGUCUCCACUCUGCAACAUUUUGUUGCAUGUCUUGCUUCCACCAUCUCAAAAGCAAUGAAGUAUGUACUCUGGUUUUAAAUCUUCAUUAGGUUACUUAAAUAUUCUUUUGUCUUGUUGCAGCUUGUUUGACAAUAUGUCAGUCAGUCUCAUUCCUGGUGAUGGGGGAAAGGGAGAAGGAAAGGAUGAGAACACUUACCGUAUUUUUUCCUCUAUUGGAUGCACCGGACCAUAGGAGGGGGAGAAUAGGAAAAAAAUUUUUUUUCUUGUUCUCCCCCUCAAAAACAAGGUGCGUUCAAGAGCAGGCCUUGCCGCUGCCCCCCGAGCUUGUGGGGCUGGUGGUAGGGGGGAAGUGCUGCUUUCCCCCACCGCCAGCCUCAAAGAUCCCUGAAGCCUUUGGAGUGCAGCUGCACUCCAAAGGCUUGAGGCACCCUGCCGCCCUGCGGAGGCUUUGCGCAGCCGCCCCGAAGCUGGAACAGUGAGAUGGAGGGCUGCGCAGCACCCAGUCUCGCUGUUUUGGCUUCUGGGACAGCCUGUAAAGCCUCCGCAGGGUGAGACACCCCGCCGCCCUGCGGAGGCUUUACGCAGCCAUCCCGAAGCUGGAACAGUGAGACGGAGGGCUGUGCUGGCCAAAGCCCGGGGUACACAGCGCCGUGCUCCCCGGGCUUCGGGCUGCAGGCAGCUAUCUGCAAGCCCUGCGGAGCCUGGUGGGAACUCCCGCUGGACUCUGCAGGCUUGCGGAUAGCUUCCUUGAAGCCUGGAACGCGAGAGGGGUCAGUGCGCAUGACCCCUCUCGCUCUCCAGGCUUCAGCGAAAGCCUGCACUCGCUCCAUAGGACGCACACACUUUCCCCCUUCAUUUUUGGAGGGGAAAAGUGCAUCCUAUAGAGCGAAAAAUAUGGUAAGUUGAUUUUAAUCUACAAACUACUGUUGUAACCAGUGCUUGCUGUUGGAGGCUUUCUCAUUUAAUUUAUCAAGAUUUCAACCUCUGUGUAAUGUUUCCCCCUUCACCUUCAAACAUUAUUUACCCAAUAAAGUAGCUGUAGCUGUUCCCUAUAUGGCAGCUUGGUGGGUUUUGCUCAUUACUUCUGUCAGGGGUUCAGGGAGAGAGGGACAGGGUAGGCAGGAGAUGGAGAGCGAUGGGGAGGAAUUCCAAGCCAGCGAGGAAGAGGAUGACAAUGACUCAAGAGAUUCCAUGAGUCUUUCCAGCGAAUCAGAGGAUUCCCAGAAGGGGGCGCCAGUGGUUAAGGCCAGGGGAGCCCCAGGAGGGACGUGUCAGGAGCAGGGAGCCAGCGGAGGAUCCCAAAGUGGCAGCUGGGCGUCAGGACCAGCCUCCCCACCAGAGUGCAGCGAAGGGGGUGGAGUUUCCAGUGUGUCAGAGGAAGCAGCUCCGGGAGCAGAGAAAGGAGGGAGGUCAGAGCAAGCCGCCCUUCCGGAAGGGGAGGGAGCAGUGAAGGGAGUAGUGUAACUGUCAAAAGGAAAGUUAGAGGUUUGGCGCGCGCGCCUAGUUCAAAUGUAGAGGCGCGCGGAAGUACAGGGAGCCCGGAGGAGGGGCCAGGUCCCAAAGCCCGCAGGGGGGGGGAAGAGCAGUCUGGGGAUUCAGCGUCAGAGGAAUCCAGAAGGGGCGCAACCCCAGCGGGCAGAAGGACCCUGCGGAAAAGGAAGGAGAGAAAGAGGUGGAGCAGCGCAAGUCUCUUAAAUUGGUGCAGGGGAGGGACUGACUCAGAGGGGACUUCAGCGGUCUAGCGUAAGAGACGUAAGGCUGCGCGCCUAGGAUGUCAAGCAAACCAUGAACUGCAAUAAACACCUUUGUAUAUAAGAAGACAUAGGCGUUGGUCUUUUGUGAGCUGAGACUUGAGGCAGCCUUGACAACUUCCAAAACCCUAUAUUACAAAAGAUAAAUGCACAAAUGUUGAUAAAUCUGUCCUAUUUUAGAAUGUAAAAAGCAGAAGCCUGGAUCUAGUUCCUUUCUAAAGUCCCUGGCCAAGUGAAAAACAAAUAAUUGCUUAAACAAAUAAAUGUUUUCCUUCUUGCACAGAGUUAAACACAGGUCAAAUACAAGAAUCUAUUGGUGAAGCAGUAAAUGGAAUUGUCAAACACUUCCACAAGCCAGAGAAAGAGGUGAGCAUUGUCAUUGAGCUUGAUAAUAUUUCUCUGUUUAUAUUUAUGUGUUCGCUAGUUAGUUUAUGAAAGACUAUAGCUACAAUUGACAAGAAUGUUGGUUCAGCAGAACAGUGUGUCACAGAUGUGCAUAUGCAGCUGACGAGUUGAAGGGAAUUAUGUAUAGCCAAAUACAGACUCUUGCAGCUACAUUUCUUCUUGAUGUCAGUUUUAAUCAGAGUUCUUCCGUAAAUUUGUAAUCCAAAAUUGUGUUUGUCUUAACCAGGAUUAACAAAGGUCAUAAAUAACUUUGGACCCAGGUGAAAGGGGGCAGGAAAAUUUGCAUGUGAGAAUAGAAUGCACUCCUGUAGUCUGCAGUCAGUCGCUUAACCCUGGAUCCAGUAUUAUAUCAGAACCAAGCCUUAGAAUUAAGUCUGAUAAAACAGUAUGCCAAUUGUUUGAAUUUGUCAGUGGUACUUUUUUGGACAACCCCUUCUCUAUUUGUUCUGAUUUGUAGUACUAGAUAUGCUGUCUUGUGAUAUCCAGUAGAUUGGGUUUUGUUUAUCAUUUGUACCUCAUAUUUAUGCUCCUAGUCUAAAUUACAAAUAUAUAUAUAUUGUAUGUAUUGUAUAUAUUGUGUAUACACACACACACACACUAUAUAUAUAUAUAUAUAUAUAUAUAUAUAUAUAUAGUGUGUGUGUGUGUGUAUAUAUAUAUAUAUAUAUAUACAGUGGUGCCUCGCAAGACGAAAAGAAUCCGUUCCGCGAGUCUCUUCAUCUUGCGGGUUUUUUCGUCUUGCGAAGCAAGCCCAUUAGAGGAUUAGUGCUACAGUAUUAGCGGCUUAGCGGGCUUAGUGGAUCAGCUGAUAAGCGGCUUAAGGAUAAGCUGAUAAGCGGCUUAAAGAUCAGCUGAUAAGCGGCUUAAGGAUAAGCUGAUAAGCGGCUUAAAGAUCAGCUGAUAAGCGGCUUAACGAUAAGCUGAUAAGCGGCUUAUCGAUCAGCUGAUAAGCGGCUUAACGAUAAGCUGAUAAGCGGCUUAACCAUCAGCUGAUAAGCGGCUUAGCAUCAGCUGUUAAGCGGCUUAGCCAUCAGCUGAUAAGCGGUUUAGCGGCUUGGGAAAAAGGGGGGGAAAGGAAAAAAACCCCGCAGGAACUCGCAAGACAUUUUCGUCUUGCGAAGCAAGCACAUAGGAAAUUCGUUUUGCGAAGCACCUCCAAAACGGAAAACCCUUUCGUCUAGCGGGUUUUCCGUCUUGCGAGGCAUUCGUCUUGCGGGGCACCACUGUACACACAACCAGUAGCAUUACAAAUUAAGAACUGUUUCAUAUAAAAGCAGUAACAGAAAUUACAUAUUAAAAGGCUGUCAAAUAUAUUUCCAGUUUCUAACUAAAGACCAGUAAAAAGGAGGGCUAAUGAAUCUCCAACUGGAGGGCAUUCCAGAGCCAUGACACCACCAUACAGAAGGCCCCGUCUCGUGUGCUUACUUACAUCUGAGAUGUUGAUGACACAGAGAACAGGGCCUGUGAGGCAGAUGGUCCUUGCAGUAAUCUGGUCCAAGUCCAUUUGGGGUUUUAAAGGCUAAGACCAGUACUUCAAACCGAGCAAACAAAUAAGUAGCCAGUGAAGUUAAACAACAUUAGAAUUACAUGUUCCAAUAAGGAUGUUUGAGGCAUCUUCUUCCAGAUCUUCAAAACUCCUGAACAACAGUACCUCUACCUUGUUUGGAUUAAGGUUCAAUUCACUUCAGAACCGAUGCCAGACACUAAUUUAUUAUUUCCUUUGCCUCCCUGGGUUUUCAAUGAUGGAAAAAAUGAAAUGUCAUCAGCAAAUUGAUGGCAUCUUACCCUAAACCUCUGAAUGACCUUCCCCGGUGGUUUCAUGUAUAAGUAAAAGCACUAGGGGACAAAAUUUGGGAUUUCACAUGCCAAAGGCCACAAAGUGGAACAGCAGUCUUGUGUUAUACUUAUACUGUAGUACUCAUUUUAUAAAUAACAGUGUCCUUUCCUGAUCAAGGCACCUCAUUUUCUCCAGCUCUUCAUCAAACAGAAGUGAAGGUCCAAGGAUGGGUGCUUUGUUUUCUGUUGCUCUGCACAGAGAGAGCUUCUUAUCCAUGUUGAGCAGCAGUGAACAAAGGUGUGUUUGUGUGUUUGUGUGAACAUAAUCAGGGUGGAAAGGUAUUUCAUCAGUAAUAAUGCUGACUUGUAAUUUCAUAAAGUGAGUAAAUGGUAGCUGCUGUGAGAUCUGAUUGUCAUUGAAAUCUUAUUAUUGAGCGUUUUUCUAAUGGGUGCCACUAACUGAUAAACUCAGUCAGUGCAGACUAUUGGUAGUCUGUUUUUAAAAGCCACAGUAAUUUGACAGAUAUAUUCAUAAUAUACCAUGGGUAAACAUCUCAAAACUAAUAUUUAUUUUAUAUCCCAUUGGCAGAGAGGCAGUUUAACACUUUUGCUGUGUGGUGAAGGUGGGCUUGUCUCAGCUCUUGAGCAGGUGUUUCAGCAUGGAUUUAAAUCCCCCAGGCUCUUCAAAAAUGUCUUCAUUUGGGACUUUCUAGGUAAGUACAGAAAACCUUCUUAUGGGAAAAGGUUGAAGGAGUGGGUAUGUUUAGACUGGAAAACAGAAGUGAAAUUACAGCCAUCUUCAAAUAUUUUAUUAAUUGUAUAAAUAAUUAUACUGCCACCAAUAUGUGAGGAAGGUUUUGAGUUUUUCUACUGAUCUGAUCAUUAUGCUAUAUGACUCUGUCUCCAGAAAAAGCACAAGGAUAUUAUGAGGCUCUAGAGCAAAAUGAAUUGGUCCCAGAGGAAAACUGGCAGAAAAGGGCCAGGAGUUUUUGUCGCUUUGUCACAGCCAUCAACAACACUCCUAGAAACAUUGGGAAAGAUGGCAAGUUUCAGAUGUUGGUGUGCCUUGGAGCCAGGUAUUGUAUUUCCAUAAGCAUAUUUUCAUUUGUAUAUAAUUGCCUGGUCUAAUGUGACAGAGUUGUUUUCACACUGAUCAGUUUUCUUUUAUUACUGUUUUGAUGUCCAGAUUUUGAGUCCUUUGACCAAAUUACAUAUCCUUACACUUAUUCUGCCACUUUGGAAAUCUGAAAUUAGAACAUGAUCACUGGGAUUUAUCUUGACAGGAGAUUAAAAGUGCUUGAUGCACAUAUUUUACAAAAAAAACAAAAAACAAGGCUGAGAGGGGAUAUGAAAGUAUUAUUCCAAAUAGUAGAAGAAUUAAUCUGAAGAGGGAGAUGAACUAUUUUAUAUUAAAGGAGGCUAGAUUUAUUUAUUUAUUACAUUUAUAUAUACUACAGUUUCUUCCAAGGAGCUCAAGAUGGUGCACAUGGUUCUCCAACUCCUCAUUUUAUCCUCACUACUUCCCUAUGAGGUAGAUUAGGCUGAGACACAGUGACUGCCCCAAGGUCACCCAGUGAGCUUAAUAACUGAGUAGGAAUUUGAACCCUGGUCAUCCAGGUCAUAGUCCAACACUCUAUCUGUUAUACCACACUGGCUCAGAUGUACAAUAAACACCAGCUACAAAACAAAAAUUGACAAAUCAGAAAUUUUUGUGAAACAGUCUUUCCUGGAACCACAGAGGCAGCAAAUAAGCUCUUUGGUUUCAGGGCACAGUUAUAAGAAAUUUAUGGAGAAUGGUGUGGCAUUUUCUAUACCUUAGUUGUAGCCCUUUGAAAUCAGAAAGCACCUUUCACAUGCAUAGGCCUUGAUUUCUGCAUCCCUCCUCAUUGGGAAAAUCAGGGUCAUCACAACAAGGAUCAAGGCAUGGAGAUGCACCCAGUUAAAAUUUCCAUAAGAUUGCUUCAUGGCUGCAAAUUUUGUACAACUGAGCAUUUCCCAAUCAAACUAGCAGUGCCCCUAAUGGUUUCCAGUAUGUGGCUUGGGCCGUUUUAAAGCAAUUUGCCUUGUAAACACCUUUUGGAAGCUCCCCUGAGUCUGUCUGUGGUGCAUUGUGGUCUGAAUUGUGUAAGUUGAUUGGUGAAUGAGAUGACGCUUUCUUGGGAGAAUUUGGCUACAGGAUUGUUUUUAAAAUCCUUUCUAGCUCUCUAAUUGUCACUGACGUAGGGCAUCCUAGUGCUGUGGAUUCCUGCAGCAGCAAAGGUAUAGCCAAGACACGGCCUCAGGCUGAUCUAGAAUGCCAGUGUAACAAAAUGUAUGCCAGUUCUGCUGUGCUGGCAACACAGCAGAACUGAUGUUGCCUGAUGUGGCUUCUGUAAGGGUCAUUAUGGAGCCUAGAAAUCAGCAGAAAGGAGACAUGGCAGGGUAAGACUGGUGUUCUAUGCAACUAACAAUUCAGUCAGUAUGGAGGCUUCUAAUUUGCAUACUGGCCGUUUAGUAGUAACCUAUAAUAAUGGGAUUGCUAUUGAAUAAGAAUAGCAAGAUAGGCCUGCCCUAACUGUAUUGCAUUAGAUGCCCCUGUAGUUGCCAGUCCUUCUGUACCACCACAGCUAGGUAUAGCUUUGGCAUCAAGUGCCAGUCAUUUUGGAUAGAGCGAGUGGCCAUGUUUUUCCAAGUUAUUUCAGAUAUGAAGCAAAUAAGAAAUGAUACUGAGCCAAAAGAUUGACCUAGAAUUCAGUUUUUAUAAACUCACACCAGUUAAACCUAGUAUUGUCAAUACUAACUGGUAGUGGUAUUAAGAAGAAUUGUGAUACUAAAAUACCAGGAAAUGUGAUAAGUUUCUUUUUUAAAGAAUUAAAAAUAUUUUAUAACUUGUUUGAAAUUUCAAAACAUUCCCUUACAGAGAUCACCUCUUGCACCAUUGGAUUGCCUUGCUGGCAGACUGCCCCAUCACAGCUCAGAUGUAUGAGGAUACAGCGCUCAUAAAGGAUCAUACCCUAGUGAAUUCCUUGAUUCGUGUGUUGCAGACUUUGCAGGAGUUCAACAUCACAUUGGAGGCAUCCCUCGUUAAAGGAAUAGACAUCUGAUCCGUCUCUUGCUACAAGCACUGUAAAAAAGCAACAAGGAACAAACCAUUAUUAGUAUGCAGAAAUUCAAUCGGCUAAUACAUUGCAUCCAAACAUUUGCAUCACUUGCUACAACUCUUCUGGAAAGAAGUUCAAAACAGAGAACGGAAAUGUGGAUGAAAGCUCUACGCCCAACGUGUAAUAGGGAAAAUAUAACCUAUAAAUCACUUUUAGAAUUUAUUUGCUGAUUUGCUUUUACACACUUUCAUGUGAAAGGGUUAAGAUAAUGAGUAUUGUGCAGCUUAUUUUAAAGCUGUAAUAUUUCUUUGCCAUUGAAAAUGGCACAGUGAGAAGCUAUUGGCAUUCUCUCAACUUGCCUUCAGACUGUAUGUUGAAAAGUAUAGUUCACACAUUCCAUUUCCGCUAAGGGUCAUUCAGCAAUUGAAAAUCUAAUAGUUUAUUAUAAACAUUUUCAUCAUUGGCUUUUACGUGUUGGGUCACUGUUCUGCAAGAAAAACUAAAAGUUUAAAUAUUGUUUUUAAUAGCCUUGAAGCACUGAAUUCAUUAGCAAAUCCUUUUUUUUCUUUAAUUUUUGUUGUCAGUAUUAUUUUGGCAGAGUUUUGAGGGGUGACUCAUGCAGAUGUGCAGAGAUCAGUGAUAUUUUUCAUAUGGGUACGAAAUUGCACAGAGAAAAUUAUAAAUGUGUUUUUAACUGGCAUUUAUUUAUUUAACUUUUCAUCAUGUUGUAAUGUCUUUGUCUAAGAAAAGAAUACUAUAUACAGUACUUAACAGGCUAUGUUACAUGUCUGUUGUGUUUUCAGUUUAGAACCUAAUUAGAGUACAGCCCACCUAAAUACAAGGCCAGAAUAAGAGUGUCUGUUAGCAAAAUAUGUCUUGGCAUGAACCUGCCUUUCAACUUAUUAGUCAUUACUAACAAGUCCAUUGAUUUCAGUGGGUCUGCUCUGAGUAUGAAAUAGUUGGAUACCACCAUAAGUGAUUAUCCUAAGCCAUGUGUACUCUAUGUAAUGGCUAACAGUCUAAUCAAAUACUAGAUGUAACAUUGACCUGGUUUGCAUUUAACACUAAGCCAAACCAUCACUUAGUGCAAAAGAGCAAACAUUCAGGUUCCUGAAGUGAAGAUUGCGCUGCAGCAAUCCUCCCUCAGUGUUUGCAGCUAAAAGGGUUCAGCCAUAAAUUGGCUUUGUGUUACAUCCAAACCCAAACUCAUGGUUUGUCUUGUCCUUGAUUUACCUCUUGAGGUUUGUCUGCAGCAGAUAAACUAUGGUUCAGGCAUAACAUUAAGUCAAACCAUGGUCAAAGGCAUAGGUUAAGCAGCAGCAAGAUUUGAGGAGUGCUGUGGCAUAAUAUAUAUGCUCCAGAAAGCAAAUGUUUGUUUGUUUGCACUAAGCCAUGUUUUGGCUUGGCAUUAUGUGCAAACUGGGCCAGUCUACAAAUGUGUAAGGAUCAGGUACAGCAGCAGUUGUUUCAGUUUUGUCAUCUUGCAAUGCUAGCACUACCUUACAACAGCUUCACAAGCACAUGUGCUGGUGCAAAUACUUCAGGUUGGCUGUAAGUGAGAGCAGUAUUACUGUGACCAAUUUAUGCUGCUACUCGAUAUAAUGCUAUGUUAAGGUUUCAAAUCUUUCCCUUGGUAACCCAGUUCACAGGCAGAACAUAUGGAACAUUUUUAUUUGAAAUGCUGAGCAUUCGUGUGCUAAUUUUUGUAUAUGUUAAAGGCUGGAGGUUUUGGAUGCUUGUGAACACGGUGUAAAAAUAUUAGAAUACCCUCAUAAUGUUCAGAAUUUGUGGACUUUUUAAAUAGUAAAAUUCCAAUUGGAAAAAUCUAGUGAAUGCCUAGAAGCAACUGUUCUUGUUAGAAUUCUCAGCAAAAAUCCCUAGGAGAUGCAUAAUGAGCUAAGGAAACACUAAGAUAUACUAUACAAGCAUUAGGUCUCUGUAUUAAGAUUCAAGAUUCUACAGGCCUUUGCUGUAUACAUGUCUGAAGUUAGCCUCUUUAACUUCUGAUAAAGACGUUUUCAACUGUCAGUCUCCAACAAGUAGCAUUAUUCUUUAUUUCCUACAUCUUGUGGUCAUUUUUAUUCCAGUAACUUAAAAAUAUAGCACAUGUAUUAAAUUUUACUAUUUUUA
Podarcis lilfordi (Lilford's wall lizard) is the source of this 59287-nucleotide messenger RNA. Lineage: Eukaryota; Metazoa; Chordata; Lepidosauria; Squamata; Lacertidae. The record is from the annotation of a GenBank genome assembly.